Molecule: messenger RNA, 66479 nt
Organism: Podarcis lilfordi (Lilford's wall lizard)
Lineage: Eukaryota; Metazoa; Chordata; Lepidosauria; Squamata; Lacertidae
Source: the annotation of a GenBank genome assembly
GUGCAGCUGCUGCCUCCGGCCAGGGCGCGAAGCCGGGAGCCGCGGGCAUGGAGGAGCAGGCGGCCGGGCGCCCCCCGCCAGCAGCCUGAGGACGCCCCCCGGCCGCCGCCGCCGCCUGCCCAGCAUGGCCCUCCCGCUGCUCCUGGUGGCCGCCCUGCUGGCCCGCCGGGGGGGCGGCACCGAGAAGCCAGGUGGGUGCCGCGGAGCGGGGUGGGGAGUCGGACUGUGCCGCCUGCUUUUUCUCUUGGAGGCUUCGCCUGCAGCCCCCGGCUCCUGGCAGGGAAUAGUUCCUAUUGCAUGGGGAGGGAUGCAAAGCCAGGGUGCUCGGAGCAUGCACAGAGUGCCUUUUCAAGAAGGGCCGGCGGAGGCAAAGGUGCAGGAGGAGACGGUGCCAUGGCAGGGCGGGGGCAAGUCGGGGGUCCCGGCUCAAGUUGCAGCUUCUUGCAGCAGCAGCAACAACAAACUUCUAUGCAUUCCUUUGAAAAGAUCACUGCCUGCCAUCUAGACUUCAGUGGGUGCUUUGGAUGUUUGUGGACUGAAUCUGGGCAAAAGGCUGCUUGGAGCAGCGCCCCCCACUCCCCACUCACCAAUUCUAUUGUUUCCUUGGAAAUAUUUGUGGCAAGAUUGUGGCGGUGGUGGUGGGGAGCUGGGAGGCUCUCCUCCUCCUCCUCCUGGCAUCCGGCAGCCUGUUUUUAUUCAAGGGGGGCGGUGUGCUCCUUUGUAGAACCCGCUGGGCCUUCUCAGAAGAACGGAGGGAUCUAUCUUUGCUUUUCUGGAGUCCCAAUUGAGAAAGUGGAUAGAGAAAAGUUUUUCUCCCCGCCUUCUAACAUUGGAACUCACAAUCACCCAGUGAUGCUGAAUGUUGGAAGAUUCAGGACAGUGAAAAGAAAGGAGAUCUUCACGCAGUGCAGAGUUAAAUUGUGAGAUUCACUCCCGCAGGAGGCAGUGACAGCCACCAAGUUGGAUGGCUUUCGGCUGGCAUCCCUCUGUCUCGAGAGACAAUGGAGUGCACUUCCGGGGCUCCUGAAGUCAAACCAAUGGCUUUUAAAACAGAAGGAAGAGCCUGGCUGCAGGAUCAGACCACUGGCCUAUCUAGCUCUGCACCGCCUUCUCACAGUGGCCAACCAGGUGCCCCAAAGGGAAACCCCGCGAGCAGCACCUGAGUGCAAGAGCACUCUGCCCACCUGCAAAUUCCCUGCAGGUGGUAUAGGCAUCAUGGCUAAAAAGGUAAAGGUAAAGGGACCCCUGACCAUUAAGUCCAGUCGUGGCCGACUCUGGGGUUGUGGCGCUCAUCUUGCUUUACUGGCCAAGUACAGCUUCCAGGUCAUGUGGCCAGCAUGACUAAGCCGCUUCUGGCGAACCAGAGCAGCGCAUGGAAACGCCAUUUACCUUCCCGCCGGAGCAGUACCUAUUUAUCUACUUGCACUUUGAUGUGCUUUCGAACUGCUAGGUUGGCAGGAGCAGGGACCAAGCAACGGGAGCUCACCCCGUCGCGGGGAUUCGAACCGCUGACCUUCUGAUCGGCAAGUCCUAGGCUCUGUGGUUUAACCCACAGCGCCACCCAGGCAUCAUGGCUAGAAGCCCUUAAAAAAGGAUGAAAGACAUUCAUGAAAGAUAGCGCUUUCAAUAGUUACUGGCCACAAGGGCCAAAGUAUAUACCAGCUCAGGCAGCAUGAUGUUGAACGCCAGAGACUGGAACCUGCAGGAGGGGAGAGUGUUGUUGUUCUCAGGUCCCACUUGAGGGCUUUGCCUUGGGGCACCUGGUUGGCCACUGAGAGAACAGGAUGCUGGACUAGUUGGGCCCCCUUUGGCCUGACCAAGGAGCCAGGAUCACCUCCCGCUCUUGGCCUUAGGAGGACAGAGCGGAGGAAACUGGAGAUUUGUCUACCUGCACUCUCAGGUUCUGUCUGCCAGCCAGAGCUUAGGUGAUAAAGCUUUGGAAAUCACAGGUUGCCGCUUGUUGUUGUUUAGUCAUUUAGUCGUGUCUGACUCUUCAAUUCCAGCUUAGUAGAACAAUAAAACUUUAGAGCUGGAAGGGACCUUAAGGGUCAGGUAUGCCAACUCCUGGGGCCUCUCAAAAUCUCUGGGCAAGGGACCCCAAUGUUAAGGGGGCAUAGAAGGCUCCUGACAGUCAGACUCCCAGACUGUUCCUUCUCCAUGAGCCUCGAAAGCCAUCGCCAGACAAGAAGGUGUGCUGUGCCUUUGGCACCUUGGCGUGACCCUGCUGACGAGUCCAGCACAUCUUCAGCUUUAUAACCUUGUAGGAAAAAAUGCGCCUAGGCAUAUCCUUGCGGCGACCAUAACUCAGGUUUAAGGUGCCACUUGGCUCCUAGCUUUUAUAUCUCAGUUUCUAACACUGGCCUCACAACUGCCUCAUUGGGGCAAGAUCUGCUGGGAAGAGUUGCAGUGCUCAGUAGGUCUGAGCUGGGUUGUUUCUUUGAAUAAAGAGUUCACUGACACCUUGUGAGUUAUUGCUGACCGGCUUCUGGUCUAAAACACUUGGAAGGUGCCUUGUUGCUGCCUUUGAGGGACUGGCCCUUCCUAUUUCCGGAUGAUCAUUCCAAAGUAUUUCCUGCAGGGGUUGGUUCUGCCGACGCACAAGAUCCUGGCUAUGACGUCGUUCAUCCCGUCAAGGUGGACGAGCGAGGCUUUUUCCUCUCUUACAACCUGUCCUACCGCUCGCUGUACAAAAGGGCCAUCUCCUCGAGGAAUCGCCCGCUUGCUUUCUACAAGCUGUACCACCGAGGGCAGGAACUGAUGUUCAACCUGAGCCUGAACAGCCGCCUCCUGGCUCCCGGCUUCGUCAGUGAGAGACGGUUUGGAGGCAUCGCCCACGCCAAGAUCCAGGCUUACAAGCAGAACUUGUGUCAUAUGAUUGGGUCCGUUCAGAACCAGGAACAAGAAAGUGGAUUGGCUGCUCUAAGCACCUGUGAUGGGCUGGUAAGCAUCAUGGACUCUUUGCAUCUUAUGACGUAGAACCAUCAGAUCGUAGAAUUGUAGUUGCAAGGGACCCAGUGGGUCAUCUAGUCCAACCCCCUGCAAUAAAGGUAAAGGUAAAGGGACCCCUGACUAUUAGGUCCAGUCGUGGCCGACUCUGGGGUUGUGGUGCUCAUCUCGCUUUAUUGGCCGAGGGAGCCGGCGUACAGCUUCUGGGUCAUGUGGCCAGCAUGAAGAAGCUGCUUCUGGCGAACCAGAGCAGCGCACAGAAACGCUGUUUACCUUCCCGCCAGAGUGGUACCUAUUUAUCUACUUGCACUUUGAUGUGCUUUCGAACUGCUAGGUUGGCAGGAGCAGGGACCGAGCAAUGGGAGCUCACCCCGUUGCAGGGAUUCGAACCGCUGACCUUCUGAUUGGCAAGCCCUAGGUUCAGUGGUUUAACCCACAGCGCCACCCGCGUCUCUACCCCCUGCAAUAGCCAUCCCCUGCAAUAGCCAUCUUCAAAUAUCUCAAGGGCUGUUUUCUCCUACACUAGAGGGCAGGUCUUGAACCAAUGGCUCAAGUUACAAGAAAGGAGAGUCCAACUAAACAUAGGGGGAAACCUUCUGACAGUAAGAGCUGUUUGGCAGUGGAACGGUCUCCCUCUGGAGGUUGUGGACUCUCCUUCCUUGGAGGUUUAUAAGCAGAGGUUGGAUGGCCAUCUGUCAUGGAUGCUUUAGCUGAGAUUCCUGCACUGUAGAGGGUUGGACUAGAUGACCCUUGGGGUCCCUUCCAACUCUACAAUUCUGUGAUUCUAAUGUCUUCACCAACCUGGUGCCUUCCAGGUGUUUUGGACCACAGCUCCCAUCAACUCAACAUCAUUAGCCCCAGCCAGCAUGGCUGUGUUCUCAUCAUGACUGCGACUGAUGGGAGUUGUAGUCCAAGACACCUGGAGGGCACCAGGUUGGGGAAGCCUGGCAUAAAAACUGACCUGGUGGCUUUGAUGCAUUGUAGAGUUGGAAACUUCCUUAAUGGCAAGUUAUAAAUGCCGCUGACCUUCAGUGCAACAUCCCUCUUUUGUUAUGUUUUUGUACAACAUCUGGUUUGGCAAUUGUUGUUCGGCACGAGUAAAGGUAAUUAUAAGUCUCGUCUCCUUUGCAGGUUCUUUUUUCUUUUUUUAAAAAAGUAAUGUUUUAUUCUUAGAUAUUGUGAUUAAAGGAAACAAACAAGACUCCUGCAUGCCGUGCCCUGGAAAGCUUUGCAGAAGAGAUCAUGUGCAACACACAUGACAUUCUGAGACCACUGAUGUUGGGUGUCUCAUUCCACUCUCAGGGACGGUCCAAUCCUGAAAGGUUUUAUUAUAGUCAGGUUUGUUUAUUUAUUUAUUAUAUAACAGGUUCCUGGACUAGAUAGGUCAUUGGCUUCAUCCAGCAGGCUCUUCUUAUGUUCUUAUGUUGUUUGCAACCACAUCUGCAAACUCUUAAGACUUGGAAACUGAUGUACCGUAGUGAUGAUGACUCUUGUCGUCUCCAGAAAGGAGUCUUCCGGCUGGCUAAUGAAGACUUCUUUAUUGAUCCACUGCCUGAGAGCAACUCCAGGGAGAAGGCGGCCCAUCCCCACAGGAUAUAUAGACGCCACGUCCCAGAUUAUGAAGCCGAAGAGUUUAUUUCGGUCGUGAGCACGAAACAAGACAGGAAGCAGUCUGCCGUUGUCAGGAUGUGCGGGGUCCAAGGUAACUCCCCCCUCCUCCUGGUUCACAAAUGAUUUGUUGGCUGAAGGAAGCUUCCUAAUGUGUUAGCUUGCUUACUUUCCUCCCCGAGAUUGCAUGCUGACUUUGUUAUUUGAAAAUUCACAUUAUAUGUCCCCUAGAUGUGACAUUAACGGCAUGAAUGCUGCUCACAUGAAUGUACGUGUCAAUGUGAACAGCAGUCGUGGGUGAGAAAAGCAGAAUCAAGUCUGUAGCAGGGGACUUUUUAUCCAGAGAAAUGUUGAAUCCAUGCUUCUUAAUGGAAAUUACUGGGGACAUGUUUUCAGCUGUGGCUCAGCUAAGCAGACCAGGGCUGGUUUUGACUUUUUGAGCUCUAAAUACAGACUUCCCCAACCUGGUACCCUCCAGAUGUUUGGACUACACUCUCAUCAGCCCCAGCCAGCAUGGAUGAAAAGAGAACUUUAGAAGCAAUGUGCCUGCAAAAAAAAUGUCGGAAAAAUAUGUUUGUGCUGGCUGGGGCAGGUGGGGGUUGUAGUCCAAAACAUCUGGAGGGCACCAGGUUGGGGAAGGCUGUCCAAAAUCUUUUGGACACAAUUCAGAAGAGCAUUUUCUGCAUUUUUGCAGGGGAGUUGUUUCCAAAGUUCGCUUUCCAGCUGUCUAAUUGACCAUGACCGCAGUUCAAAGGCUGGAAGAGAGAGCGGGGAUUGUGUGCGAGUUGGUGCAGCCCUGACUGUGCAUUCCCCAAAGGGCAAGGUUUUCUUCAUGCCAUGCAGCUCCUAAAAAUCUCCAUCUAUGUUGCCACUGGGGAAAAAAAGCCUCUGGAGCAAAUUGGGGGAUGUUCUCGGUGGGUUUUGAUUGCACUUUGGGCCUCCCACCUUGCCUGGGAGGGUCUGACGUGUAGAUUUCACUUCGAGUCGAGACACUGAUUAGCCACGGAUACUGUUCCCCUACAGUAAACACUUUCCACCUGAAGGCAGCCUCGCUCGGGGGUGAGAAUUUGCCCCUGUUGCUUUUAGGAUCCCCCCUUCCAUUCAAAACAUGAUUUCAGAAGCUUUUCUGAACUACAACUCCCAUUACCCCUGCAGUUGGACUAUGCUGGUUACUGAAAGUUGUAGUUCAGUAACAUCUGGAGAGCCAAAGUUUUCCCACCCCUGGACUACAGCAAAAACUUGCCUGAAGAAUAAAAGUUGGGUGGUGGGCAUGCAUCCUUGUGGCAAAGGAAAGAGGUAUGUUGGAUCCCAUUAUUUGAGUGGGAAGAUGGUAUAGAUCCAGGGGUUGGAAGCCUGUUGGACAUCAGCUUCUACCAGUCCAAACCAGCAUGGUCAGUUGGCAGUGUUAGGAGUGGAAGCUGAAGAACAUCUGGAGAACUUCAGGUUCCCCAUCCUUGAGUGACAUCAGCCUCCCCAAGCCUGCUGCCCUCAGUGGUCAUGAGUGGUGGUGGGAGAUGGAGUCCAACCACAUCUGUAGGGCACAGAUGGACCCAUACCCCUGUUGAAGGGACCCAGAUGCUUCAAGGCUGACCAGCUUGCAGAGCAGCAGCAGCAGAGGGUCCCAGGCAUCCUCUCAUCUUCUCCUCUCAACCUCCAAGAAAGCCUCGAGACCUCUGAGAAGCAGAGAGAGAAGUGGGAGGAGAAGCGGCGGAGGAAGCGGCGGAUCAAGCAGCGCUCUGUCAGCAAGGAGAAGUGGGUGGAGACCCUGGUGGUGGCCGACACCAAGAUGGUCAAGUAUCACGGCAGCGAGAACGUCGAGAAGUACGUCCUGACGGUCAUGAACAUGGUGAGUCCUUCAGGGGUGGGAGAGAGAGAACCAGUCUUUGUGCUGGGUGGGGAAAGCUGUUCAGUGCACUAGACCAGUGGUUCCCAAACUUUUCCAGGCCAAUUCCUCUUUGGUCCCAUAAACUCAUCCCUAAUGCCCCCUACCCCAUAAAAAGUAUUAUUCAGAAUACAGUCAUACCUUGGCUUACAGAUGCUUCAGGUUGUGCAUUUUCGGGUUGCGCACCACAACGAACUUGGAAGUACCGGAACAGGUUACUUCCGGGUUUCGGCGCAUGCACAGAUGCGCUAAAUCACGCUUUGCGUAUGUGCAGAAGAGCCAAAUCGCAACCCACGCAUGCACAGAGACGGCACUGUGGGUUGCGAACGCUGUGGGUUGCGAACGUGCCUCCCGCACAGAUCACAUUCACAACCCGAGCGUCCACUGUAGUGGUUUGCAGAACCCACUAAAGAAGAUAGUAACAGGUCUAGAGUGAGAGACUAGGGUGAUCUCUGCUGUUGUGAGACUUUUGUGGGUGAACUGAGAGUUUGUUGGACCUUGGGCGAGAACCCAGAGACUGUGAGGGAGAGUGUGUCAGAAGAAAAAUGAAUUGAUACUGAUUUCUAUAUAUUAGUAACAUUCAUAUUAAUGUAACAUUUUUAUAGGUACAGUCAUACCUUGGAUCUCAAACACCUUGGCUCCUGAACAAAUUGGCUCCCGAACGAUCAAACAAUCGAAACCCAGAGUGUUCUGGUUUUCGAACGUUCUUUUGGAAGCUGAAUGUCCAAUGGGGCUUCUGCAGCUUCUGAUUGGCUUCAGGAGCUUCCUGCAGCCAAUCAGAAGCCAUGCUUUGGUUUCUGAACAUUUUGGAAGUCGAACAGACUUCCGGAACAGAUUCCGUUCGACUUCCAAGGUACGACUGUAACUGUGUGUGAAAUUUUUAUCACUUCUUAACUCUAAAUCAGAAGAAAAGGCAAUCUGUGUAAAAUCCUAUUGCUGUUUAUUCCAAUUCAGCGCCAAACUGCCGCUUUCCCCAGAGGAGCCCUAUGUCGGGUUCAUCAGCUUCAGUGGGUCUGCUCUGAGCAGGACUUGCAUUGAACACCAGCCUUGAUCUUCUGAGGACCAAGUGUAGCAUGGUGGUUAGAAUGCCAGACUAAGACCUGAGAGACCAGGGUUCAAAUCCCCACUUGGCUAUGAAGCUAACUGGGUGACCUUGGGCCGGCCACUGCCUUUCUCAGUCCAGCCUACCUCACAGGGGUUUGAAUGAGGAGGGGGAGAAGCAUGUAUUGCUUGGAGAAAAAGGUGGGAUAUAAAUCCAAUGAAUGAGUGCGAGUUACAAAGGGAGUGUGGUGAUAGCGGGGUCUUGCCACCCUCCACCCCCUGAGCCUUCAUCAGCUCUGUUUCUCCUUUGGCGCAGGUGGCCGGAAUGUUCCACGAUGCCAGCAUUGGGAACCCUAUCCAUGUUUCCAUUGUGCGCCUUAUCUUCCUGGAAGAAGAAGAGGUACAAAGAGGCUUUUAAUACUGCUGUGCUGUUUUCAUUAUCUGUAUUUUAAUUGAUUCAGGUGUUUAUUAUUAUUAUUAUUAUUAUUAUUAUUAUUAUUAUUUUAUUAGUUUAAUUACUUUUUAACAAUUGCAUUCUAUACGCUUUUAGCUUUUUGCAUUUUAUCUGCAUCAUUUUUUAUUUGUGUAAGCUGCCUUGAGUUCUGGUCUGGGGAAAAUGUGGUAUAUAAAGAAAUAUAAUAAUAACAGAAGCAUUUAGCUGUGAAUUCUACAUUGCAGGGGGUAGGACUAGAUGACCGUUUGGGUCCCUCUUGUCUCUACAAUUCUAUGAUUCUGAGGUUAGCUAGUACACCUUCUGUUCCUGCCAGCACAUCACAGGAUAUAGGAGCAACUUUCUGCAAUUAGGUUGAACAGGCCUCUGGGAAUUUAGGUGCCUCUCUGCACAACCCGCAGACCACAUAGCAAUUUCUCCCUGAAGCAAUUUCAGUGGCUUUUUCAGGCUUCCCCUGUCAGCCGAGCGCUGCCUCUGUGAAAGGCAGGAAGUGUUUCUAGAAAGGCGGUGGUUUGCACCGGUGAGGGUCCUUCAUGCACGAGUCUUCUAAUUUGUCUAUGGGUGUGUGCAUUUCUGUGCAGAUUAGGCUGCUGGGGUGUGUUGGGAGGAGAUGUUAUGUGCUUGUAUUGCGUGCUUAUGCAUGCAAUUAUUGGGGAGGGGGAAUCUUCAAGGCAGGGCUGGACCAACGGCAAGAGAUGAUGCUCAAGGCAAUGACACCAAUAGGCACAUCAGUGAUGCGAUACACGAGGCCCAGGAUCUCUUGAAACGCUGGCCGGGGCUGCUGGAAAUCAUAGUCCAAAAUGUCUGGAGAGUGCAGCUGCUUGGCAAAGGCCUGUUUAGUAUCUGACCCUAUUAUGAGCUUUGUAAAUAAUAAGGUGGAGGACACAGAGUGCUGGGACGCAGGUGGAACUGUGGGUUAAACCACAAAGCCUAGGACUUGCCAAUCAGAAGGUGGGCGGUUCGAAUCCCUGCGACGGGGUGAGCUCCUGUUGCUCGGUCCCUGCUCCUGCCAACCUAGCAGUUCGAAAGCACGUCAAAGUGCAAGUAGAUAAAUAGGGAAGGUAAACGGCGUUUCCGUGCGCUGCUCUGGUUCGCCAGAAGCGGCUUAGUCAUGCUGGCCACAUGACCUGGAAGCUGUCUGCAGACAAACGCUGGCUCCCUCAGCCAAUAAAGCGAGAUGAGCGCUGCAACCCCAGAGUCGGUCACGACUGGACCUAAUGGUCAGGGGUCCCUUUACCUUUACCUUAAAUAAUAAGGUGGAGGACACAGAGUAAUGGGAAUGCCCCCAAAGUGUGUCUUGAUGGAAUGCUAAACAGGAAUACAACGCAAAGCAUAGAAUCAUAGAAUUGAAGAGCUGAAAGGGACCUCAAGGGUCAUGUAGACCAACACUCUGCAGUGCAGGAGUCACAGCUAAAGGAUCCCUGACAGAUGGCCAGCCAACCUCUGCUUAAAAACCCCCACUGAUGGAGAGAGUCCACCACCUUCCGAGGGAGUCUGUUCCACUUUUGCUAACGGAAAUUUUAUCCUAGUAUUUAGUCAGAAUCUCCUUUCUUGUUGUUUGAAUCCAUUGGUUCCAGUCUUCCCCUCUGGAGCAGCAGAACUUGCUCCAUCUUCCAUGUGGCGGGCAGCCCUUCCGAUAUUGGAAUAUGGCUAUCAUACCUCCUCUCAGUCUCUUCUUCUCCAGACUAAACAUACCCUUCUCCCUCAACUGUUUCUCAUAAGGCUUGACUUCCAGGCCCUUGAUCAUCCUGGUCCUCCUCUUGUGCAAAACCUUCCAGCUGGUCAACAUCCUUCUUAAAUAGUGAUGCCCAGAACUGGGCACAGGUGGGGUUGGACUAAAGUAUCUCAUCUCCAUUUCUGUAGGACGACCUGAAAAUCACUCACCAUGCAGACAACACCUUGAGGAGUUUCUGCAAAUGGCAGAAGGCCAUCAAUGUGAAGGGGGACGACCAUCCGCUGCACCACGACGUGGCUGUCCUGCUCACAAGGUAUAGCUCUGCUCAGGCUCUGCGCUGGCGCUACCACACAUUUCUUUGAAGGCAUUUAUAAACCGCCCAACAUUUUCUUAGGUCUCUGAGUGGUAAGUCCAUGCGCUACGAACAAGGGCAUCCCAUGUGGUUCCCCACUGAUGUCGUAGGUUUCUAGAUCCCUUCGGUCCCAGCUGGCAGAGCCAGCGAUUGGGGUGGUAAAGAGAGCUGGAGGCAUCAUACAACAUGGAGCCUGUGUGGUGCAUUGGGUCCGUGCAUCUGGCUGUUAACCAGAAGGUUGGUGGUUCAAGCCCACCCAGGGACGGCUAUGGGCAGGAUUCCUGCAUUUUAGGGGGUUGUACUAGAUGACCCUUGGGGGUGCAUUCCAACUACACAAUUCUGUGAACAUCUGGAGGGCACCAGGUUUGUUUGUUUUAUUUCUUACAUAUAUAUAUAGCAUCUUUUAAUAUUUUAAUAUUUUGUUGGAAACUGCCCAGAGUGGCUGGGAAGCCCAACUAGAUGGGCAGGGUAUAAAUAAUAAAUUAUGAUGAUGAUGAUGAUAUUUUCCUUGCAAGGAGCUCAAGGCAGUGUACAUGGUUCUCCUGCUUGUCUUCCCCACCCCACCCCCUACAAAUAAUUUUUAUUGGUUUUCAUGUAAAUACAAAAACGACAUAUAGCUACAGUAACUUGUCCAGUGGUACAUUAAGUUUCAUAUGCAGUACACAGUACACAAGCAGUGUGUUAAUUUUUUCAUUAUCAAUUCAAGUAUCCUCCUACAUACUUUCGGCUGAGGGGGAGGGAUUGAACCAAGGUCACCCAGUGAGCUUCCUGGCCAAGUGGGGAUUCGAACCCUGAUCUCCCAGGUCCGACAAUCUAACAGCUACAUUACACUGGCUGUUAUCUACUCAGAUUGGAAUGAAUAUGCAAUUAACAGCGGAUGUGAUAGAACCUCUGCACAACCCUUUAUGCAAACACACCAGGCUGAUUGCUGCCUCUUUUUCCUCAUGUGUGUGUUUCCUGCCUGCCUGGGGAAGGAAAGACCUCUGUGCCGCCAUGAACCGUCCCUGUGAGACUCUCGGCCUGUCUCACGUCUCCGGCAUGUGCCAGCCUCACAGGAGCUGCAACAUCAACGAGGACACGGGGCUCCCUUUGGCCUUCACUGUGGCUCACGAACUUGGACACAGGUACUGGAGGGGCAGCGCUCGUUGAUCACACAAUCCAUAGCUAAACUGUGGAACUCCCUCCCACAGGAUAAAGUGAUGGCCACCAAUCUAGAUGCUUUGAAAAAUGGGUUUGACAAAUUUGUGGAGGAGAGGACUAUUGAUGGCUACUAGCCAUGAUGCCCAUGCUCCACGGUUGGAGGCAGCAAUGCUUUUGAAUGCCGGUUGCUGGAAAACAGAGGAGGGGAGAAGGUUCUUGUGCUCAGAUCCUGCUUGAGCUGGGGCUGAUGGGAGUUGUAGUCCAAAACAUUUGGAGGUCACCAGGUCUGGGAAUGCUGCAUUUAGAGCAGGGGUCGGCAACAUGCGGCCCACAAAGACCGUUUUACCAGCCCACAAGCCGCCCCUGAACCAAGCUGCCUGCUCGGUGAGUCCCCCACGCACUGCACUAAACUGGUGCAGCACGGGGACUUGCUGAGUGGCACCGGAAAUGGCGUCUGCGCAUGCACAGAUACUGGAAAUCGCGUCUGCGCAUGUCUAGAAGCCGAAAAGCGCUUCGGCGCAGGCGUGAUUUUCGGCAUCUGAGCAUGCACAGAAGCAAUUUCUGGCGCCGUGGACAUGCACAGAUGCAAUUUCCAGCAUCACGCUGCACCAGUCCGGCCCACGGAUGAUCUCCGUGGGAGUGAUCCAGCCCAUGGCCGGUAAACCUUCCCAACCCCUGAUUUAGAGCCUACUACCUCCCUCUUCCCGCAGACAGCAUGGCCCCAGUGUCACAUGACCCUGCUGGCUGGGGCUGAUGGGAAUUGUAGUCUCAACCCCUCUGGAGAGCACUCGGUCGGCCAAGGCUGAUCCCUCAAAGGCUCGGGGAGGGAAGACUCCCGCCCCGGGGUGUGUGGAUGCAAAUUUGGCUUCCGUCCCGGAUCUUGGGGUGCCCCCUUGAAGCUCCUUUGCGGUCGUGUCUCUGGGCGCGUGGCUCACCUCCCCCUUUGCGGGGCUGUGCUCUUACAGUUUUGGGAUUCAGCAUGACGGAAGCGGCAAUGACUGUGAGCCAGUUGGGAAAAGACCUUUCAUCAUGUCUCCACAGCUCCUGUACGACACCUCGCCACUCACCUGGUCCCACUGCAGCAGGGAGUACAUCACCCGCUUCCUCGAGUAAGUCUGGGGGCCAUUACCAUUGGCGUAGCUCUCGAUAGCUGUGGCUGUGAUGCAGGGGUCGUUGUUUACUCUGUGUGUGUUGGAGGGGUGGGGCGAGGCAUUGGGGCAUUUGGGUCAAUGAAACGGCUUAAGCCCCAAAUACCUGAAAGAUCGUCUCCUUCCCUACAGACCCUCUCGGGUGCUGACAUCAGCAGAGAGGGCUCCUGCAGUCAAUGCCCCUUUAGGCUUUUGAACUUUUUUUUUAACAUGGUGGUUUUUGAAUUAUGAACCAUAGAAUCAUAUAACUGUAGAGUUGGAACAGACCGCGAAGGUCCUCUAGUCCAAGGACUCUUGCCUAACGUGGGGCUUGAACCCACAACUCUGAGAUUAAGAGUCUCAUGCUCUACCGACUGAGUCACAAGCCAUGGACUUCUGCAGGAAUGGCACACUGCAAAUGAUAGUCACACCUGUGCCUGCUCACACCUAUGCCAUUUCGAAGAUUAUGCAAUAAUCCCAUAAAUAUACAAUAAUAAUAAUGACCAGGGCAGAUCUCCGUGCAUUGCCUUUCAGGUAGUUCUGCUCAGUGCUAUGUUUCUAGAAAAAGUGGUGCUGGAACGCACCAUGAACACCUCCCUUGUUCUCUUAUAAUGGCAGUGGUGCCCUCUACAGAGGUGCCGGAACUGAGUUCUGGCAAGUUCUGGCAAGUUCUGGCUGGAAAAAAUAGACUUGGAUCUACUAUUUUCUGUGCACGUACACGGGCAAAUUAUUUGGGGAGCUUCAAGAUCUUCUUUCAGGUGACUUCAGUUGUGUUUUCAUUGAAGUUUCAUGGUACAUAGGAGAACUUGCACCCCACUCUCUUGAAACAGAAGGCCCACCUGUCUUUUCUUGGUUCUCAGUGCUUAACUUUGAAGCACACAGUGGCUGAAAAGUUUCCUUUUCAUGCUGAUGAGGCAGUUCUAGGAGGCUUGAGGCAGGGACCCCACUGCAGAAAUUUGCCCCUCACCCUGAUCCCAUACCCUCCUACAUUUAUCUGAUGAAAAUAAGGACAAAUAAGAAAAUAAGGAUUCAAUAACAACAACAAUAACAAUAGUAAAGGUAAAGGGACCCCUGACCGUUAGGUCCAGUUGCGGCCGACUCUGGGUUUGCAGCGCUCAUCUCGCUUUACUGGCCGAGGGAGCCGGCGUACAGCUUCCGAGUCAUGUGGCCAGCAUGACUAAGCCUCUUCUGGAGAACCAGAGCAGCGCACGGAAAUGCCGUUUACCUUCCCGCCUAUUUAUCUACUUGCACUUUGAUGUGCUUUCGAACUACUAGGUUGGCAGGAGCAGGGACCGAGCAACAGGAGCUCACCCUGUUGCGGAGAUUCAAACCGCCGACCUUCUGAUCGGCAAGCCCUAGGCUCUGUGGUUUAGACCACAGCACCACCUGCGUCCCUCCUAAUAACAAUAGUAUUUUUUACUAUUUAUGCCCUACCCAUUGGUCUGGUUGCCCCAGCUGCUCUGAGUGGCUUCCAACAUAUAUAAAAACAUAAUAAAACAAUUAAAUAUUUUUUAAAAAAACCUUCCCUAUACAGAGCUGCCUUCAGGUGUCUUCUAAAGGUUGAAUAGUUACUUAUCUCUUUGACUCGGGGGUCGCAUAACACUACAUCACUGGAUGGCUGUAUGUGGGUCAACACUCAGAAUUGAACAGUGUGUGGGUUACAUGAAUGAGAGAUAAACAGUUAAAGCCUUGAUCAAGGAGGGGCUUGGUUCUGCCUUGGCCCUGUGCUUCUAGUGUGGACUCCAGCCCUGUCCCAGAUGAGACUGGUCCUCUUGGAAAGGUUGUGCCAAAUUCUUUCCUCCGGCAUUGUUUAUUUUUAACACCUCCUUGCUGCCAAUUCCUGCCUCCCCCCAGGGCACUUAAGCCAAGCGCCUGGGGAUUGGGGGUCUGUCUGUCAGCUCCUGCUUGGCCCAGCUGCUCUUCCCCGCUUUGGCUCUUGUAGAAAAGAACCACAGAGGUUGUGAGGGCAGCAGCUGCAGUCCAGCUGCUUGUCAGCCCUUUUCUUGCUAUUUCUUGUGACAGAGCAAGCAACCAGCACCUUAGCCCAGAUUUCAGGCCCGUGGCUCCAAGGCAGCGAAUGAGCCAAGCCAUUCAGGCCUUGCCUUGGGCUCACUUGGGAAUGAGGUGGAACCCUGCCUAAAGGCUCGAGGUCUGCUUGCAGAGGCCAUUGUGUCAGAUAAGAGGUCCUGGGGCUCAAGCCAAGCUGGAAAUUCAGGUGGCUUUGCUGGCGUGUAGUACCUUCCAUCAGCUUCAGCUGGUGGCCCAACUCUGCCCCUAUCCAGACAGCGAUAGCCUAACUUCUGUCAUCCAUGUCCUGGUAACCUAGGUUAGAUUACAGUGGUACCUCAAGUUAAGUACUUAAUUCGUUCCAGAGGUCUGUUCUUAACCUGAAACUGUUCUUAACCUGAAGCACCACUUUAGCUAAUGGGGCCUCCCACUGCCGCUGCGCUGCCGGAGCCCGAUUUCUGUUCUCAUCCUGAAGCAAAGUUCUUAACCCGAGGUACUAUUUCUGGGUUAGUGGAGUCUGUAACCUGAAGCGUAUGUAACCCGAGGUACCACUGUACUGCAACAUGUUAUAUGUGUGGCUGCCUCUGAAGACUGUUGGGAAACUUCAGCUGGUGCAGAAUUUGGUCGCCUGGUUGCUCACUUGGGCAAGACAGUUUUGAGCAUAUUACACCAGUCCUGGCCCAGCUGCACUGGCUGCCAAUUUGUUUCCAGGCCCAAUUCAGAGCGCUGGUUUUGACCUAUAAAGCCUUUGUUGCAUAUCUUUAGGUACCAGGUGAAAACAUUCCCCUUCUCCCAGGCCUUUGGCUAAUUCAGCAACCCAUGGCUUUGUGUUCACCCCUUUCAUUUGGGUCUUUCUCUCCACAGCCGGGGCUGGGGGCUCUGCCUGGACGACCCACCGGCCAAAGAUGUGAUCGACUUCCCCUCCAUCCCUCCGGGAGUCCUCUACGAUGUCAGUCACCAGUGCCGGCUCCAAUAUGGUGCCUACUCCACCUACUGUGAAGAUAUGGAUGUAAGGAGGGGCUGGAGCCUUGGGGGCUCCCCAGUUAUUUUGGAUACAGCAGCAGCAUCAAAUUCCAAACAGGGUAUGCAGGUGGGGUGGGGUCUAAUCUCGUCCGAGAAACUCUCUCCAGAAGGAAACUUCAGUGGAGAGGAGGCCAGUUCAGCCAAGAUUUGGGUAAGCAGCUCACCCCUGGUAGAGCCAGUACUGUGACCAUAGAAUCACACAACUGUAAAGGUGGAAGGGACCCCCAAAGGUCAUCUAGUCCAACCGUCUGCAGUGCAGGAACCAGAGCUAAAGAAUCCUUGACAGAUGGCCAUCCGACUUCUGUAUAAAAACUGCCAAUGAAGGAGAGCUCCACAGCCCAGUGGGGGAUUCAAAUCCUGGCCUCCCAGGUCCCAGUCUGGGGCUCUAACCACUACACCACACAAGCAUUUCCUCCAUUCCUCUUCCCCCACUUUCUGCUGUAUGCUCACCUUUCCCAUGCUAGCCUCCCACACCAUGAAAGUUUAGGCCAGCCUUCCCCGACCUUGCACCCUCCAGAUCUUUUGGACUACAGUUCCCAUCGGUCUCAGUCACACUGUGUUGGGGCUGAUGGAAGUUGUAGUCCAAAACAUCUAGAGGGCACCCGAUUGGGGAAGGCUGACUUAGAUUGUAAUGUCCUUGGAACAGGGACCUGUCCAUUUUCGCUUGUCUUUACUUUAUCAAGCACCAUCUAUACAUUGAUGGUUCUAUGUAAAGAAUGCCAAUUUCAUUGCCUUUCUUACUGUGCUCCUUUCAAAUUGGUCUUUGGUUCACACAAGACUGUCAAAAAGAAUCCAGAGUGUUGGGGGCCACAUUGGCAGGGAAACUGCACUGCCUGGAUUUGGAGAUGAGAAAGGAAUAAGUGGGAGCUUCUCCCCUUUUCUCUUCUGUAGGGCAGUGUGGGGCUCAUUCCACCCAUAAGGAGAAAAAAACUCCUCACCUUUUUUUUUUUGCCUUCUCAUCUUACAGAGUGUCUGCAGCACGCUGUGGUGCUCCGUGGGGAACACAUGUCACUCCAAGCUGGAUGCAGCGGUCGAUGGCACCAAAUGCGACGAAGGCAAGGUAAUUCCCCUGCAAACGCAUGCUCCUCUGGACUAGGAGCUGGGUUCAAAUCCUCACUCAGCCAUGAAGCUCACUGGGUAGUGAGCACAGGCUACCUCUGUUAUUGCAACUUAAGAAGAUUUUACUUUCCUCCACGCUUUCCAGGCAUGGUCCAUGCUACUUUAAAGCUCUGUGCCGAAGCGCCUCGCCAUUUCUGCUUUAAAGGGCAGGUUUUCACGGGGAAAACUCCAGGGCGGAAAAAAACGGAGCACUCUGCUAUGGAACUUUAAAGUGCAGAGCUGUGCCUGAAAAGUACAGGGCAAAAGGUGUGUGUGAAUAAGCCCUCAGUGCAGACAAUACUGAGCUAGAUAGAUGCGUGGUCAGACCUGGUUUAAGGGAGCUUUUUGUGUUCCCACUGCCGGAUUUGGCUUCUACUUGGCUCUAUAAAAUGCACUCUUGCUCAGUAUAUACAGACAGCCACUCUUUCCUUUCUUUCCACUGCAAAGAAAGAGCGUUCCAAUUAGAGCUGGAGAUGGAACCCAAAUUACUCUUGGCUUUAUUGUUUUUAUUUUUUUAAAGGAGAGCAUCUCAAGUUUCUUCCUCCCGCUGGCUUUGGGUGCAACCUGAGAUGUUCACACACCAGCCACAGGCUGCCUUCAUUAAAUCUGUCAGGGCCCUCUCCCAAUUCUGCCUUAAAACUAUCCCAAACUGCAGGCUGAGAGGCUGCUUUUACAAAAUCCACAAAAUCCUUUUUUCCGCAACCCCCUCUUCUUCUUCUUUUUAUUUUAAAGAAAGCUUCCAGCCUCAUGAAGACUUUUGCAAACUUGAGAGCUCACUCACUGCUCUACAACCUUUCAUUUGGACAUAAUGUUUAUUACAUCUAUUUUAUUAAUUUGGUUUAUGAGUCACCUCAUAAAAAGUGCUCUCUAGGCUACGAUAAUGGUUUUAUUCUACUAUUAGCUUCUCGGUUCGGAUCAUGCCAUUUGUUCUGGUCGUGAGGCUUUUAGGACAUAAUUUCCCCUCUUUUAAAGCUGUCACGAGUUAAAGAGAAUUUGUGAGUCAUGCUCUGCUGGUUUGCGGAUAAAACAUUGUACUUAAUUAGGAAGACCGUUCGAGGGAAAAUGAUCAAACUGCCUGCUUCAGGCUUGCAUUUUCAGAUAUUGCCUGUGGGUUUUCUAAAAUAACUCCCCAAACAUGAAGCCCAGAAUCUUCCUCAUACACACACACACACACACACGUGUCUAUUUAUAUGAUUGCUAAGGUAUUGAAGUUCUGCUACAGUUGUUAGAGUUUAGAGAUGUAGUCCAAAACAUCUGGAUGGUACCAGGUUGGAAGAAGGCUUUGCCUGAGCCUGGAUGUACAGGCCAGCCUCAUCUGAUGUACUCCUCCUCCUUCCCUUCCUCCACAGUGGUGCUUCAAUGGGGAAUGUGUCCAUAUGGGAUACCGCCCCGAGUCCAUCAACGGAGGCUGGGCAGCCUGGAGUUCCUGGGCGGCCUGUUCUCGGACUUGUGGGGCGGGCGUGCAGAACGCAGAGCGGCAGUGCAACAGCCCCACGUAAGUGACUGACCGUUCUGCUUGCAGUGGUGGCGAGCGAGGGGGGCAUAUGAGAACAUGAGAAGAGCAUCGGGUGGAUCAGGCCAGUGAUUCUUCUAGUCCAGCAUCCUGUCUAUGAAUUUGUCUAAUGCUCUUUGAAAGCCAUCCAAGUUGGUGGCCAUCACUGCCUCCGGUGGGAUGGAGUUCCAUAGGUUAACUAUGCACCAUGGGUGUAGCCAGGAUUUAUGUUGCCCGGGCCGGGGGGCGGGCAGGACACCCACCUGUCCUCAUCCUCUGUCUGCCUCUGUCUAGCAGAUUCGGAAUGAAAUGUCUCGACAACUGUUGUUUUAAAUUACCUUCUUUUGAGCCCAAGUGCUCAGAAAAAACCUGUCGAAAUCUUCAGUCGUUUGAAAACUAGGAAGUUAAAUUUAAAAAUUAACAUCAGGGAGUACCUUUCAUGUGCCACAACAUCAUCAGCGAGCAUUUCAGUUUCAGAUACAGUGGUACCUCGGGUUAAGUACUUAAUUUGUUCCAGAGGUCCGUUCUUAACCUGAAACUGUUCUUAACCUGAACCACCACUUUAGCUAAUGGGGCCUCCUGCUGCUGCCACGCCGCCGGAGCACGAUUUCUGUUCUCAACCUGAAGCAAAGUUCUUAACCCGCGGUACUAUUUCUGGGUUAGCGGAGUCUGUAACCUGAAGUGAAUGUAACCUGAAGCAUAUGUAACCCGAGGUACCACUGUAUUCUGAUUAUUUCUACUUUCAGUUAAGUAUUUUUAUUUAUUUACUUGAUGGGGGGGGCAGCUGCCUCCCCUGCCCCCUGGCUGCGCCCAUGCUGUGUGCUGCGUGAAGGACUUUUCUUUGAUCGGGCCUGAAUCUUCCAGCAUUCAGCUUCCCUGGAUGUCCACGAGUUCUAGCAUAAUGAGAGAAGGAGAUAUGUGGUCCCCUUUCUCCCUGGCCAUCCAACCUCUGCUUAAGAACCCCCAAUGAAGGAGAGCCCCCUGCUUUCCAAGGUCAUAUGUUCCGCUGUCAAACAGCUGUUAUGGUCAGAUAGUUCUUCCUAAUGUGGGUGUUCGUCGGUCUUUCUGUCCCAACCUCAGGCCAAAGUACGGUGGGAAGUAUUGCCUGGGGGAGAGGAAGCGCUUCAGGGUUUGCAACACCAAGCCCUGCCCGUCCGACGGACCCUCUUUCCGCCAGCUCCAAUGCAGCCGCUUCAACGGCAGAGCCUACAAGGGGAAGCUGUACAAAUGGACCCCACUCCCUAAUAACAGUGAGUCCACCUCUCUCUCUCUCUCUCCAGCAAAACAGCAAAGAUGUAUUUAUGCAUGUAUGCAUGUAUUAGUAUUCCACCUUUCCUCCAAAAUGUGGUAUACAUGGUUUUCUGCAUUUCACUCGCACAGCGACCCUGGCAGGUAGUCUAGGCUGAGGGAGGUAGCAACUGGCCCAAGGCCACCUGUUAGAUUCAUGGCAGAUAUAAGUCCUGGUCUCCUAGGCCCCAGUCCAGGACUCUGACUACUGCUGAAUUUAUACGAUUACUCCUGCGGUUAUUUAAAACAUUUAUUUGUUUACUUAUUUGCAGCAUUUCUAUUCCACUUUUCCUCCAAGGAGCUCAAGGUGGCCUAUACAGUUGCCUGCCCCCCUUUCAAUCUCCACAACAACUCUGUGAGGUAGGUUAGGCAGAGAGGAAGUUGCCAGCCCAAGGUCACCCAGUGAGCUUCUUAGCAGUGAGGGGAUUUGAACCCUGGUCUCCCAAUUCCUGUUUCGGCACUCUAACCACUGCACCACGCUGCUGUUCCUCCGGGCAAUAGCAGAGCAGUUCAAAGAAGACAAAACACACACACACAUUAAUCUAUUUAUAACAUCAGUAGGAUUAUAUUCAUGGUUGUGUGUGUGUGUGUGUGAGAGAGAGAGAGAGAGGGUGGGGGGUGGGUAGGACCUGAGAGACUUGGGUUCAAAUCCCCACUUGGACAAGAAACUGACUAGUUGACCUUAGGCCAGUCACUGCCUCUCAGCCUAACCUACCUCACAGGGUUGUUGUGGAGAUUAAAUAAGGAGGGAGAGAACCACGGACGCAACCUUGAUCUCCUUAGAGGAAAAAAGUGGGAUAUGGAAUGUAAUAAAUAAAAAUCCAUACUGUAGCUAUGCACACACAGGCACCAAGCUAAAAACUUAAGCAGCCAGCAAGUGCUUGUGUGGACAAGAAAGUCUCAAGGAGGUGCCAAGAUCUCAUCAGAGUCAGCGCCUGCCUUAGCUCAGAUAAAUGUGUGUUUAUUUAUAGAAGUAUUAUUUAUAUAUGACCCUUUUGUAAGAUAUCAGGGCAGUGUACAGCAAUAUUAACAUAUUUUAAAAUGAGAAGCAUUCACUGAGCUGACUAGCUAAUCAAUGGCCAUUUUAAACAGCUGCUCAGGCUGGUCAGCAUAAAAAAAACCUUCAAAAUCAAAAGUGAGGGUGCCCGCCACAUCUCUGCAUGGGACCAGCAAUGUGUAACACCUCAUGUAUUGAAUACCUAAUGCUGGCAAGCUGUUCUUUGGCCACACGGCUUGAGGAGACGAGAGGAGAGGCAGUCAAGUGUCUGGACUUUUCUCUCUGACAUCCGCAGUUAACCCUUGCGAACUUCACUGUCGCCCGGAGAACGAGUACUUUGCAGAAAAGCUCCGCGACGCUGUCAUUGACGGGACCCCGUGUCAUGAAGGAAAUUUGAGCCGAGACAUGUGCAUUAAUGGGAUCUGUAAGGUAAGAGAGGUUUGGGGAAGUGUGACUCCCUGGAUGGAGGAGAGAGAGAGAGUUUAGAGACUAGCCCUCGCCCUGUAAGAAGAUCCCUGCAUGUAGUAAUCUAGCAUAUUGAAGUGUGCUGUGCUAACAUUCUACAUGCAGGGCAUGGUGAGUCAGGUGAAGAGAGCCUUCAGAGACACAGCCCUGCAAUCCAAGGUGGUGGUGCAAUCCAGUGAGAUAGGAAAGCAAGGAGCUAAAUGGCCCCUUAAACCUAGGUUAUGGGCACAACAACGUAAUGUCUAGGCGUGCCUUUUUUAUAACAAGAAUACAAAGCUGAAAAUGAAUGAAUUGCAGCUAAAAUAUGAUGUUCAUUUUUCACAUGGUCUAUUCCUUCCCUUGCCCAACCCCCUAAUAUUCUUAUGAGGAUCUCUUCUCCAGUCUUCAGAGAGGGGCUGGAGCUGGGGAGGCAGAAAAAGGCCUUCUUUCCUACUACUCUGCAAUUUUAAUCUGAAAUCUUAGGAGCAGUAUGCACCCAGAGCUCAGAAACGGCUCGCCCUAAUGAGAUUCCCUGUCGCAAAAUGUGCCUAGAACAAUGGGAGUUUCGAACACUGGUGCAAUCUAGAACCCAGCCACUUUACAUUCUGUAUUGUGGCCAAAUCUGCCCGGGUAGGCAGGGUCUCUGUGAGUGGAAAGAGACCAUGGAAACAGUAAGCAUGGAAUUUCUUGCAAACCCUGACGAUGCCUAAGGUUUCCGGAGGAAAGGAACAAAUCCAGAGUUCCCCUGCCAAACCUAGCCUGGCAACUUCUCUCCCUGAUAAAGGAAGGUCCCCCUGGAGAGUUUUAAAAUAGCCUGUCGCUGACUCCAGUGGAUUAAGUGAUCAGAGAGGCUGGUGCGCCAGAGAAGGAUUCAAAACCCUCCAAGUGAUGACAGCUGAAUGGGGAUGUAGAGCAAUCCAUACUUUGCCUCUUCCGGCUUCUCAGAGAGGAACAGGAAAUUGGGGGUGGGGAGGGUCUCCUCAUGAGUUGGAGCAGUGCAUGAGCCUAGUCUAAAGUGGCUGCUGGCCUGUCUUUCCUCAUCCCUGCAGCCUAUUAGAAUUUAUGUAAUGGUCUCUUUAUACAUGUAUAUCCUGCACAUUGCAAGUCCAGUGACUGUGUAAUAAAUGCAUGCGCCCUUGAGCUUUUGCCCUGGACUUUCAGAGAGCAAGCCUGGAUUUUCGCCUCAGAAGUCAGCCAGUGUGAAGAUCCAGUCGACCCCACCCAAGCAGCCCCUAGGUUUUUGGACUACAGUUCCCCUCAGUUGCUCUGGAGGUGGCUAACCCAUCACCCGUCCCUGAUGCCUUUCAGAACGUCGGUUGUGACUAUGAGAUUGACUCCUAUGCUGUGGAGGAUCGAUGCGGCGUGUGCCGUGGAGACGGGUCGACCUGCGAGACCGUCAAGAAGACCUUUGAGGAGAGCGAUGGGCUGGGUGAGGAUGUUUCUGCCAGAUUUGAGGGCCCGGUUGGGAAUAAGGUGGGAUGUCAGAGGAUAGAAAUGGAAAUGGGACUGCCUGCAAUGAAUGAACAUGGAUCAGAACAUAAAUGGAUGCCUACUGAAGUAUAGGUCGGUUCCUAUACUAUAUAAUAACAGCAAGAACCUUUAUUGAACUAACAGAACUGGACAACAAGGGCAAAGCAACUGCUUAUAUACAUUUCUGAAGGCCUGGGCCACUCCCACUCCAAACAUGAUUGGCUGUCAAAACUUCCAAUCAGCGAAUCAUGACUCAGAGUUUAAGGGCCAAUGGCAGAGGCCCAAAUCCUGAAAUGUUCUGUGAUUGGAUAUCAUGUAUCGAAUCAGAACACAGGGGCUCAGAAUCCUUGGUCCAGACUGAAGCUCAGGCAAACACAGAGUACUGAAUACACAACACCUACCAACAUCACUGAUGGAGGGGUGUUGGUGGGGAGGGUUGAAUGGGGCCUUUCUUGGACCCAGCUUGCUCCUUUCCCUCCUCAGUCCCCUUCCAUCUUUAAGAAGUUCCAGAUAACUUGGCAUUUGUGGAAUUAGAAGCACUGUGACAAGGAUAUAUAGGUGCACUUGAUGUAAGCUAGAGGUACAAAUAAUAUGGAUUGGGGCAGCGAGGGAGCUUUGAAAUGCAACAUUCCAAAAUGUUUUGUGGAGGAGGCUAGACCGCACAGAGGUCCCUCGCUUCUUUGAGGUUUUCCAUUACCCACCAAUGAGUGUUGUGUUCACAUCACAUGCUUUCCUUUGGCAAAUGGAGAAUUUCCUCUGUCCCAUUCAUGUGCUCUGUUCAGAAACAUCCCUCCUUCUUUUUCCCCUCCACCAAAAAAUAUUCCUUGGUAAAGUCAUGCCCCGGGUCUCCCAGUGGCCAUUUCCUUUCACAGUAGAAUGACAGGCAUUCUGGGAAAGGGUGUGGGCAUUCAAGAAGGGACUACUCUGGUGACAUUCAGAAAAGGGGACUUUGGCUCCACUUUACAGAAAGGAUUACUUUUUGUCCUGUUAACCUGCAACUGAUGAGGAGUUUGAUUCCCCUGAACAGGCUACGUUGAUGUUGGGCUCAUCCCAGCUGGUGCACGAGAGAUCCAAAUCGAGGAGGUGGCGGAAGCAGAGAAUUUCCUGGCCUUGAGAAGCGAAGAUCCAGAGAAAUACUUCUUGAAUGGCGGCUGGACCAUCCAAUGGAACGGCGAUUACAAGGUGGCCGGGACCACCUUCACCUACGAGAGAACUGGGAACUGGGAAAACCUCACGUCUCCAGGCCCCACGGAGGAGCCAGUGUGGAUUCAGGUACUUGCAGAGGAUUCAAGUGCUGGGCUUUGAACCUGUGAGUUCUGGGUCAAGUCUCUGCCACUGUCGUGGACUCACUGCUGCAGAGUUGGGCAGACUUAAUUAAGAUACAUGAAGCAGAAAUUCAACAGGUGCAGCUUCCUAAAGCCCUGCUUUUUGGCAUCAGGGAAAGCAGCACUUGUUAAGACUUCACUCUCCGACUGCAGCUGUGAGGCUGCCGAGGUCAUAAACAUAUUUUCAGCCCUCGGUGAUUCUGUGUCCUGGAAUCUGCUCAUCCCUGGCUUGUGUUUAAACAGCCCCUCCCAGCUCAAGCUGGAGUGGAAGGUUAUUUUGCGGCCAACAAAGAGUUGAUUGAAAUUGACCCCCAAACUCUUGUAGGUAACAGUAUGGUAUUUGUGCUCUCACAGAAUUGCAGAGUUGAAAGGGACCCGCACGGUCAUCUAGUCUGACCCCCUAGUCUGACCAAGAUGAUCAAAGGUCUAGAAAGCAAGCCUUAUGAGAAAUGGGGGAGGGAGUUGGGUAUGUUCAGGCUGAAGGAGAGGUGACUUGAGAGGGGAUGUGAUAGCCAUCUAUGAAUAUCUGAAGGGCUGUCGCACAGAAGAUUGAGCAAGCUUGUUUUCUGCUGCUCCAGUGUGGAGGAACCAAACCAAGGGCUUCAAGUUACAAGGAAGGAGAUUCCAACUACUGGUAAAUAUUAGGCAGAACCUUCUGAUGCUGAGAGCUGUUUGACGGUGUACCAGACUCCCUCAGAAGGUCUUGGCCUCUCCUUCCUUGGAGGUUUUUAAAGAGAGGUUGGAUGGCCACAUGUCAGACAUUCUUUAGCUGUGAUUCCUGCAUUGCCGGGGGUUGGACUAGAUGACCCUUGGGGUCCCUUCCAAUACUACAAUUCUAUGAUUUGUCAGACCUUAAGGUGCCACGAGGCUCUUUGGCCUUGCUUCCAUGCCAUUUUAAGCUACAGUCAUACCUCAUGUUACGUCUGCUUCAUGUUACGUUAUUUCAGGUUAUGUUCCGCGACGACCCGGAAGUACCGGAAAGGGUUACUUCUGGGUUUCGCCGCUCGCGCAUGCGCAGAAGUGCAAAAUGGUGUCACGCGCAUGCACAGAAGCGGUGAAUCGCAACCCAUGUGUGUGCAGACACACCGUUGCGGGUUGCGCUCUUUGCAUGUUGCGAAUGGGCCCCUGGAAUGGAUCCUGUUCGCAACCAGAGGUGCCACUGUAUAGUUCAACUAUGGUUUAUCCAUGAAAAUGCAGAGUGCACUAGCACUAAGUCAAGAACAAACUAUGGCUUGGCUCACAACAGCGUGUUAGCACCAGGAGGGACGGAGAAGCCACACGCCCACAAUUGCCGCCAUGUGCGCCACCAGGGUUCAAAUUAAAACCAUAGUUCAGUUUCCCUGUAGUUUAAAAUGGUCUGCGUACAAGGACUUUGUCAUUUCAGGAACUGGGUUUGUCUCUUUUCUGUUAACUGCUUUGAGCACGCACUACAGAUUUCUGGGAAACGCAGCAUGUAAAUAAACUGGCUAUUGCUUCAUAGCCUCCAUCUUCAAGGGCUUUGCCUGCCCCCCCCCCAGCCAUGCUUCUUGCCGCUUCUGUUCUACAAAGCUGCUCUGCGAAGUUCUGAGCAAAGCACUCCUCUCGAGUUACUUUGGAAAUGGCAGCAUCUGGCAUUUGGGAGGUUCCUGCUGAUCUGGGAAGCCUUUGCUGACUUCCGUGGGUGGACCUGGCCUCUCUCUUGCCCAGCUGAAAUUGAAAUCUGUUGCAGCAUUCCUCAGAACCCUCCAGAUGUCUUGAACUGUCACUCCCAUCACCCUCAUCUGGUUCAUCGGCCUGGUUUGCUGAGGGGGCUGGAGGAGAGGCACCACCAAGGGCCUCCGACCUUCCCAGAGGCUGCUAUGAAUGCGGAGACCACCGUAGGGCCCCUCCUGUCAGUGGUACAGGCUCCUGCCCUCCCUGUAAGGACAGUUCAUCACCAUUUUUUUUCUGCAGGGAAGUCUGGUGGGUGUCUUCCUGGCUGCCAGGGAAGCCUUUGCUUUGGAGCAGCCAGACUUCCCAGGAGAGCUCUUUAGGAGUUAAAUGGAUUUCUCAGGGCUAAUUCUUUUUCUCUCCCCUCUUGCAGGGAGGUGUUUACUUUAACAUUCUCUUCCCCUUCCAGCUUGACAAGGAAAGGAAUUCUUUUUCCAUUUUUGACCCCUGCUUGUCUUCCUCCAGCUGCUUGUGAAUUCUGAAACAAAGGAGCUGGCUUUGAGACCCACCAGGCAGGCAGGCAGGGAUCUCUCCUCUUCCUAAAUCACACCACCUUGUUGGACAUCAGAGGCAUGCCAGGCUGGGGGUGGGGGGCUUUCGGUACAGGCCUGCUUCCCCUGUCUUUUUUGCCACUGCCCUGGCAGGUUAUUCAUUUUGUGUUCCAAGAAUAACUUUGGUUCUUUGCUUAAGAGCUAUUGUGGUUAGCGUGUUGGAACCUGGGAGACCAGGGUUCGAAUCCCCACUCAGCCAUGAAGCUCCCUGGGUGACCAUUGGGCCAGUCAGUGCCUUCUCUCAGCCGAACCUACCUCACAGGGUUGUUGUGAGGAUAAAAUGGGGAGGAGAACCAUGUAUACCACCUUCAGUUCCUUGGAGGAAAAGGUGGGAAAUAAAGACAAUCAAUCAAUCAAAGAAGAUCCAGCCAGAUUCCUGAGCACAACAGCUUUCUCCUGUGGUUUCCAGCAACUGGCAUUCAGAAGCAUUGCUGCUUUCAACUGUGGAGACAUUAUUAUUAUUAUUAUUAUUAUUAUUAUUAUUAUUAUUAUUACAGUGGUACCUCGGGUUAAGAACUUAAUUUGUUCUAGAGGUCCGUUCUUAACCUGAAACAUUUAUAUUCUACCACUUGUGUCUCCACGGAGCCCAAGGUGGGGUAUACAUGGUUCUCUCCCCACCUUCUAUAAUCCCCACAACAAACCUUUGAGGUAGGUUAGGCUGAGAGGUCAUGGCCAAGUGGAUACAGUGGUACCUCGGGUUACAUACGCUUCAGGUUACAGACGCUUCAGGUUACAGACUCCGCUAACCCAGGAAUAGUACCUCGGGUUAGGAACUUUGUUUCAGGAUGAGAACAGAAAUCGUGCAGCGGCAGCAGGAGGCCCCAUUAGCUAAAGUGUCCCACAGACACAUUUAAAAGGCUGUAGAAUAUUAAUAAGCCAAAGGACUGGUUGGAGAGGAAUAUUCUACCAGAAAACCAUGUUCCCAUUCCCCCGCCCCAUCACUCAGUUGGGAGUGUUUUUUAAACCUUGAUGGAAAGAGCUCUAAAGCAAACGAAGCUCAAUUUCUCUCUCUCUCUCUCUCUCUCUCUCUCUCUCUCACACACACACACACACACACACACACACACUUUCCCUGGAAUUUCUUGGCUGGUCCUCAGAAAACCCAGUGCCGACCCCUUGUUCAAUAUGGCCAAACCUGUCCAUUUCAUUUUCUCUGUUUCUAAUUUUUCCAGCCUCCCUCCGAUUUCUGCAUACGUUUGCAAAUUUCACUUUUCAGACAAGAGAAAGCUUUCAGGGAGGCUUACAGAUAUCAAGAAGGCAAGCUGGCGCUUAUCCACCCUUACCCUUUGGCCGCUCUUUUUCAAGGCACAUGUCCGCACUUUAAAUCUCUCUGUCUGAACUGUCCCCCAAAACCUGCUCUUUAAAGCUGAAUCGCAGCAAACGUCAAUUCAGGUUUACCAUGGGUUGACACUUGCUCCAAUUGUGUUUUCAAGAAGGAAAAGGGGGGGGCACUUGGACACGGAGUUUUCCACACCUGGAAAGUGUGGAGGAAAGUUAAGUGUGGAUAAGCCCACUCCUUGCACUCGGACUUAUUGACAUAAAAGGUACGACACAAAAGGAAAAAGACUGGGAGGGAGGAGAAAGAAAGCAAGUUCAGGCAGCGGUACCAAGUUACAAAGUUCUCAUGCCAGCCAGCUGGAAGGGAAAGAGUUCAAAGAGGGAGGUUAGAUGAAUGUUAAUGCCUUUGUUUAUUCAGGGAAAAAACAACUUUGGAGGGAGUCUCAAGCUGCUUUCUCCGACUUUUUAAAGAUUAUUAGUUUCUAUGUUCACGCUAAUGCCUUGGAAUGACUUAUAGCACAUAAUCUCUUGGAACAUUCUCUGGGAUUUGUAACGGAAUUGAAAAACCUUUUUAAAAAAUGUUAUUUAAAAAUAUAUACCCUGAGAUGUCUCUUGGAAUGAUGCCCAAGUCCAUUCCAAGAGCAGCAAAGUUUUGGCAACAACGGCAGCUUCGAGGGUGGGCUAAUUCACACUUACCUUUCCUCCAAUCUUUCCAGGCCAUAGUCCUUACUUUAAAACUCCUUUUUUUGCUUUUGCUCUGGAGCCUUCCCUGUGAAAACCUGCUCUUUAAAGCUCAAUGGGACAAUCCCCAGAAAAUGCAAAUUGAUGCUUGCCCCAAGUGAGCACCGAAAUCGCAGGAGAAGCUCAGGGGCAAAAAACCCCAACACCCCACACUUGGACAUGAAGCUUUUAAGCACAGACCUGUGCCUGGAAAGAGUGGGAGGUGAGUGUGGAUAAGCCCUUAAUUAAGUUGGCAAGCCUUUGCCAGAGCCGUGUGCCCCACGGACUGAUACUUGAACCCUCCUGCAGGUAGUCUGCCUUGGGGCAUUCACGUACCACUACAACACACUGAAAUCAGCUUGGAAAUAAAAUCUGAGAAGCUGUUUUACAUCUCAAGGCUCUUAACCCCCUGCAGCUCGUCUUGUAAGGAUGCUGAGAAAUGAUUUGGGCCUCUUAUCUCAGACUUGCUGUUCGCAGGGGUGAUGUGAGCCAAACAGCCUUGAAACUGGUUUAGGCUUGCUGUGUAGACGCACAUUCAAUGGCAGGUGUGCCUUUGCAGAUAAGCCUGCAAAUAAAGUUUGAUGAUAAGCUGAGACUGAUAUCUGGGGGUGGAGCUGAAAUCACACAUACACACCCCUACACACACACACACACACACACACAGAGAGAGAGAGAGAGAGAGAGACCUAUUUAAAUGGUCAGGUUGAAGAAAGUGAGGAAACGAAGGGAAACUUAAAUAUGUCACUCUAGUGCAACAAAGCCACCUUAAAAAAACCAAAACAACAGACUUUGCAAUUAGGUAAGUGACAGGGGCACAUACUGGAACAUGUGACAUGAGUGAAUGAUUGAACAUGAAACUUUGCAGGCACCCUGCAAGCAGAUCAGGGUGAAUCCUCAUUGUUGUAUAACUGCCCCAUAAACAAAUUGGAAUGAAUGCUCUGCAAAGAUGGGACAUAGUCUAACCCAGUGGUUCCCAAUUUGUUUCGGGCCACCGCCCUCUUAGUUCCAUAAACUCACACCCAGUUCCUCUCCUCUGUAAAAAGCACUAUUCAGAGUAGCAGUUUGCCCAGCACACUAAGCAAGAUAGCACAAUAAAAUUCAAAACUAUAACAAUUGCCCUUCCCCCCCCCAAAAAAAAAUCCAAAUAAAACUAUUUGGUUUAAUUCAUUCAACAGAAUUGACAAACUUGAUCCAGUGAUACCAGCUUUGCAAAGUCUGGCAUUCAUUUAUACCUCCAGCACCUGCUUGCCGCGCCCCCUUGCCUCUUAGGUAAUUCAUUGCCCCCCAGGGCCUGCUGCUGCCCAUUUUGGGUAAAGGUAAAGGGACCCCCUUACCAUUAGGUCCAGUCGCCGACUCCAGGGUUGCAGGGCUCAUCUCGCUUUAUUGGCCGAGGAAGCUGGCGUACAGCUUCCGGGUCAUGUGGCCAGCAUGACUAAGCCGCUUCUGGCGAACCAGAGCAGUGCACAGAAAUGCCAUUUACCUUCCCGCCAGAGCGGUACCUAUUUAUCUACUUGCACUUUGACGUGCUUUCGAACUGCUAGGUUGGCAGGAGCAGGGACUGAGUAACGGGAGCUCACCCCAUUGCGGGGAUUCGAACCACCGACCUUCUAAUCGGCAAACCCUAGGCUCUGUGGUUUAACCCACAGCGCCACCCGUGUCCCUCCCACUUUGGGUACCACUGGUCUAAACACUGCACGAGUUUUGUACAAUUAGAUCAUGUGGAAAGCUGAAGAGGAGCCCACAGAUCCAUCCUGCUUUCCUUAGCUCUGAGGAGGGGCCCUUCCCCUAUUGUAACAUCCUUGUGAUCCUCUGAAAACCAAACACUGGUCACUUCCUAAACUUUCAGUAAGUUUGCAGUUGCCGGUCCUCUGCUGCAGGCAUCUCAAGGUCUUUUCCUGCUGGCCCUCUUUCUCUUGGCAGGACAUCAUCACACUUCCUCGGUACUUGGACCACAUUUCGUUAAACGCUUUUUAUACCGUCUGGCUGGAUGCUGCCUAAGAACAUUUUCUUCCUUGCCUCUCAGCUCUUAUUCCAGGAGAAGAACCCAGGAGUCCGCUAUCAAUACACCAUUCAAAGGGAAUCUGAGAAUGAGAACGAGAUCACGCCGGCCGAAUUCUUUUGGCAAUACGGACCCUGGACAAAAUGCACAGCCACCUGUGGCACAGGUAAGGAUGCCUGCCUCUUUCUUUGCCUUUGUCUCACUGUUCAACGUUUGGUGAGGAGUGGCGGGGGGUGGUCACGUUCUGGCCUAGGAGCCAGAGCAAGAAACUUCGUGCGUUGGGGGAAAUCCAGAAAAGCAGGUGAACCUUCCACGAGCCCUGCAGUCACCACCAGAGUCUCUUCUCUUCAGACCGCAUCUGAGGGAGAUGCACAGAGAGAGAGAGAGAGAGAGAGAGAGAAGGCCUUUUCAGUGGUGGCUCCCCAAUAGUGGCAUGCUGUCCCCAGGAAAAGAUGCCAGGCAUCAUAAUUGUCAGCCUUUUGCUACCAGGCUAAGACAUUCCUGUUUUUCCAAGGCUUCUGGUUGUUAAUUUUAGAUCAUAACUUUGUAAUAUUCUCUUCUCUUUUGUGGAACUCUUGUUUCAGUGGUGUGCAGGAUUUGUCUGUCUCAAAGUAUUGCUGAUUGAGCACUUGAGGAAUUAUUUGUCUGCUAUAUUUUGUAAUACUAAUAAUAAUAAUAAUAAAUUUAACUGAUUUUAGCUGUUUUGCAUUUUAUGAUGCUUUAAGUGAUUCCAAGGCAUUUUUUUGAAUAGAGCACUGAACAAAUGAAAUGAAUGAAUGAAUGGUGGCAGAAGGACUCAUGACACUACUCUGUAGCCGUCUUCUAACAGUGGUGAAUUAGGAGCCCAGGAUCAGGCCUUUUGUGUGGGGCAGGAAAGGCCAGUGGGCGUAUCCUCUCCCCAACCCCCAACAGUCCACCUUGUAGUAAGAAGGAUAUGGUAAUAAUAAUUAGCUAAUGAAGUAGCCAGAAAAUUUUGCUAUCCCUUAAUGGUGUCCGUGGGACGCAGGUGGCACUGCGGUCUAAACCACAGAGCCUAAGGCUUGCCGAUCAGAAGGUCAGCGGUUCGAAUCCCCGUGACGGGGUGAGCUCCCGUUGCUCGGUCCCUGCUCCUGCCAACCUAGCAGCUUGAAAGCACGUUAAAGUACAAGUAGAUAAAUAGGUACCACUCCAGCGGGAAGGUAAAUGGCGUUUCCGUGUGCUGCUCUGGUUCGCCAGAAGCGGCUUAAUCAAGCUGGCCACAUGACCUGGAAGCUGUACGCCAGCUCCCUCGGCCAGUAAAGUGAGAUGAGCGCCACAACCCCAGAGUCGGCCACGACUGGACCUAACGGUCAGGGGUCCCUUUACCUUUAAUGGUGUCCAUAAUCCCCUGCUUAGAGGCAUGCAGUUCUGGCUUGAGGAUGUAGCUUGUCUAGACUGCUGGGGUAGGAAGUACCAAAUGCAUUUCAUGUUUGGCCACUUCAAUUAGAGCCCUGAAUUGGGGGAUGCAGCAUCCUGCCUUGAGGUGCUGGCUAACUGAGAGCAAGAUGGAAGGGCAGGCAGGCAAGAGAAUUUAUUCCGCCGGCAAGGAAAGGCGUUUGCAAAGGCCGCUGCCACCCACUCUAGCCUGUGGAUAAGGAAAACGCUGUUGUGGAGUGCAUAAAUUCUCAAUGCAAAUGUAUCAAAGCGAUCAGACCGGCAACACUGCUGGAUGUGUUUAAACCCUGCCUGUGCCCCUUUGUCCAGGAUGCUUGACUCUCUGCAAAUGUGUGUGCCAAUACAUGCACAGUGGUGCAUAAGGACAUGGGUUUCUGUUUGCGCAGCUGCAUGUGCUCCUUUCUCUUGCCGCCAGCUGGUCAAGGCCUCUUUGGAAACAGACAACUUGAAAAACAGAAAAGCAGGAGGCUUUGCCUUGUCCUUUGAUGUCCGCCUCUUGUUGACUGGGGUAACUGGGAAAGAGUCCUCCUCUACAGCUGAGUUUUAUUAAAGCAUAAGAUGAAGGGACCAAGUGUACAGGCCAGUUAAGGAUGCUUCUUCACUCUCUCCUUAGGGUGCUUCCAAAUGACCACCAUUUUGGGGUGGGAUUUAGUCGCGGCUAAUUCAGGUUGUACAACUACAGUUGGUUUGGGAGGUCUUGUGCAACUCACCCAAUUCCCCCAAAGAUCAGACCUUUUGCAAUAAGGAGAAGGAAGGGGUUUUUAAUUUAUUUUUUUCAUAAUAUUUAUACACUGCUUGAUUGUAAAGCUACAACAAACCUCAAAGUGGUUUACUAUCACUAAGAAAAAUUAACGACAACAAUUUAAAGCUUUUAAAAAGUUAAAAUAACAAUAGAUUUUAAAAAGAUUAAAGUUUGCAUUGGUUUUCUCAAUAUGUGGACGGGAUUGUUAUAGGAGGGCUUGGCAUUCGAAAUCAGGCAUUUCAUAACUAUUCCAGUUUGAUUAACCAGACAUGAGGGGUUUGGGGUCACAAUGAGGUUCUUCUGAAGCAAAUGCAUAUAUCCCUGUUUCCCAGUGUUGUUCAGAAGCCAGCAUUUUCCAGGUAAACUUUCACAAUGGCACUUGGCUCUCCCUUACAUAAGAACGAAAGAACAACCUGGAUCAGCAUCCCAUCUAGUCCAGCAUCCUGCUCUCACAGUGGCCAACCAAAUGCCUGUGGGAAACCCACAAGCAGGAUUCGAGCACAAGAGCCCUCUCCCCUCUUGUGGUUUCCAGCAAUUGGUAUUCAGAAGCACUGCUGCCCCCAGCUGUGGAGGCAGAGCAAAGCCAUGAUGGCUAGUAGCCAUUGAUAGCCUUCCUCCAUAAAUUACAAACCUGCCACACAAGGUGUGCCUGCUUCUACAAGUCCUAGAAGUGGCAAAACAUCAGCUCCAUGGUUUGAAGGAACGCACUGCAGUGAAGGCAGGGCCGGAUCCUUCCAACUCAGUGCUCAUUACUGCACGUUUAACUCCUACGGGCAAAACAUUUCUUGGGGAGGCAUUCUCCCCAUCCCUCCCCCUGCUACCCCACCUUCAGUCUGCUGCUGAGAAAUUCUGUGUGAUGGAUCACAGCUGCCUGGAAGGCCCUGUCCAGAUGGGUUUCACAGCUCCACAAAAGCCCAGAAACCUGAGCUUCAGAGGCAGCAAAUUGGAUGUCUUCAGAGGGGGCAGAUUAUGUCACCUGGGACGACACAGAUUCUCUUCUUUCAGCUCUCCCUGAACUGACGCACAGCUACACUUGCCAAAGAUUUCUUUCUUUCUUUCUUUCUUUCUUUCUUUCUUUCUUUCUUUCUUUCUUUCUUCCUUCCUUCCUUCCUUCCUUCCUUCCUCUUUUCUUUUUUUUCCUUUUCUUUCUUGGCAUCUCUGUCCCUUUUACUGAAACCAGAUCGUCUUCCAGGACUCCUCUGCAGUGUCGCCGCUCCAGAUUUUCUGACAGAUGCUGUCACACUACCUUGACAAGGCCCAGAGCAGCACUUGGGGCAGUGGUUUGGGUGUGUUUGUGUGUUCCUUGUGAUGUACAGUGGUACCUCAGGUUAAGGACUUAAUUUGUUCCGGAGGUUCGUACUUAACCUGAAACUGUUCUUAACCUGAAGCAUCACUUUAGCUAAUGGGGCCUCCCGCUGCCGCCGCGCCGCCAGAGCACAAUUUCUGUUCUCAUCCUGAAGCAAAGUUCUUAACCUGAAGCACUAUUUCUGGGUUAGCGGAGUAGUCUGUAACCUGAAGCGUAUGUAACCCGAGGUACCACUGUAUUUGUAUUUGGCUGUAUAAACACCAUACAUUGAAAGCACAUGGUUUGCCCCAAAGAAUCCUGGGGACGGCAGUUUACCCCUCACAGAGCUACAAACAGGGGAAGGGACACCGCUCAGUGGCAGAGCAGCUGCCUUUCAUGUAGAAGGACCCAGGCUCAAUCUCUGACAUCUCCAGUUGGGGCUGGGAGAGAUUAGUGCCUGAAACUCUGGAAAAUUGCUGCUAGUUGGUGCAGAAGUGAGCUAGAUGGCAAGAGCUGUUUGACAGUGGGACGGACUCCCUCGGAAAGUGGUGGACUCUCAUCCAGACGGCUAUAUUCCUGAAUUGCAUGGGGUUGGACUAGACCAGAGAUUGUCAACCUGGUCCCUACCACCCACUAGUAGGUGUUUCAGGAUUCUGGGAGGGCGGUAGGGGGUUCUACAGCACAAGCUGAAUCCUUCUUCCAUCGAGCGCUGGUGGGCGGUAAGGAAAUUUUACCAUCAAGAAAGAUGCAUUAGUGGGCGGUAGGUAUAAAAAGGUUGACUACCCCUGGACUAGAUGAUGCUUGGAAGUCCCUUCCAACUCUACAAUUCUGUUAUCAGUAUAAGGCAGCUUCCUGAGCUCCUGUGCUCCUAGGGCUACAGUUCCCAGCACCCUUAACAAACAGCUCUGGUUAUCUCCCGCUUAGACUACUGCAAUGCGCUCUACAUGGGGCUACCUUUGAAGGUGACCCGGAAACUACAACUAAUCCAGAACGGGCAGCCAGACUGGUGACUGGGAGCGGCGGCUGAGACCAUAUAACACCGGUCUUGAAAGACCUACAUUGGCUCCCAGUACGUUUCCGAGCACAAUUCAAAGUGUUGGUGCUGACCUUUAAAGCCCUAAACGCCCUCAGUCCUGAAGGAGUGUCUCCACCUCCAUCGUUCUGCCCAGACACUGAGGUCCAGCACUGAGGGCCUUCUGGCGGUUCCCUCACUGCAAGAAGCCAAGGUACAGGGAACCAGGCAGAGGGCCUUCUCGGUAGUGGCGCCCUCACUGUGGAACGCCCUCCCACCAGAUGUCAAAGAGAUCACAACUACCAGACUUUUAGAAGACAUUUGAAGGCAGCCCUGUUUAGGGAAGCUUAUAGUGUUUGAUGUAUUGCAGUAUUUUAAUGUUUUUUUUGGAAGCCGCCCAGAGGGCCUGGGGAAGCCCAGCCAGAUGGGCGGGGUAUAAAUAAUAAAUUAUUAUUAUUAUUAUUAUUAUUAUUAUUAUUAUUGCUGUAUUUGGGAUUGUGAAAGUGGAUUUUCCUCUAGGCUUGAUUGGCAGGGUGAAUUUCCCUGAAUCUGACUGGCUGUUGAUUGGUCUGCUGCCAGCAGACUUCAAUCAGGGGUCCCAGCCAGGGUCUCCCAUACACACCCAAAGCCUCUGGUGUGCUUGCUGUGCUGCAAACAUUGACGCCAGCCGCUCAUAUCGUUUGUGGCCUGUUGGCCUUAUGAAUUGUUAUCGCCAGACUAUGAAAGGGAACCUUUAAGCAGGUUCUGGGUCUGGGAAAGGAGAAGGGGCAGAUAGGCAAUCAGGGAGCAGAAAAAGGGUGACAUAAUCAUGGACUGAGGGAGGCAGGGAGCUCUCGGAUGAUUUCUUCAUUUGCUGGGUUGGGAGAGGAAGUCUGCCAGCCAAGCGCCUUCUGGGUUUCCUGCCAGAAACUGAGGCUGCCAGAAGCACAUCAGAUCCUGGCUUGUGACCGGCCCCCAUGGGGACUGUCCAGCCUGCACGCCAGGAGCAGCUCCAGCAUCCAGCCCCACUGAGCUAAGCCAACCCCUGGCCCACGUGCCUCCUCCUUGCUCCCAGGGAAGUGUCUGUGUGCUUCAGCCAGCUGGGAAAUGAUGAGGGAGAGAGAGAGACAUAGAGAGAGGUGGGGUGGGGGAGAGAGAGACCUUUGCAAGGUCAGACUCUGGAGCAAAGGGUCAGCUGGCGAUAAGGAGGAGAAAGGACAAGGCAAGGGAUGUUCUGUGUCUCGUAGAAAAGGAGCCCACAACAGGAGCAAGAGGCAGAUUGUUGCAAGUGACAGGGUGGGGGGACUGCACAUAAGGACAUACGAAGUGCUUAUUGGAUCAGGCCAGCAUCCUUUGGCCAACCAGUUGCUUGUGGGGAGCCCACAAGUAGGAUUUGGCAACAACAAUUUAUUAUUUAUACCCCGCCCAUCUGGCUGGGCUUCCCCAGCCACUCUGGGUGGCUUCCAACAAAAUAUUAAAAUACCGUAACGCAUCAAACAUUAAAAGCUUCCCUAAACAGGGCCUCCUUCAGAUGUCUUCUAAAAGUCUGGUAGUUAUUGUUACCUUUGACAUCUGAUGGGAGGGUGUUCCACAGGGCGGGCGCCACUACCGAGAAGGCCCUCUGCCUGGUUCCCUGUAACUUGGCUUCUCUCAGUGAGGGAACCGCCAGAAGGCCCUCAGUGCUGGACCUCAGUGUCCGGGCAGAAUGAUGGGGGUGGAGACGCUCCUUCAGGUAUACUCCCCUCUUGUGGCUCCCAGCAACUGGUAUUCAGAAGCAUUGCCGCCUCUGACUGUGGAGGCAGAGCAAAGCCAUCAUGGCUAGCAGUCAUCGAUAGCCCUCUCCUCUUCCAUGAAUUUGUCUAACCUAAAGUUACCAGAUUUUUUUUCCAAUGAAUCCGGGGACACUUUUCAACUUCAAUGGAUUUUGUAUGGGGACUGAUUUGUAAAUCCGGGGACUGUCCCUGGGAAACAGAGACGUCUAGUAACCUUAGUCUAACCCUCUUUUUAAGCCAUUCAAGAUGGUGGUCGUAAUUGCCUGCUUUGGGAGCAAGUUCCAAAGUUUAACUGUGCCUUGCGUGAAGAAAGACUUUCUUCGUCCCAAAUCUUCCAACGUUCAGUUUCAUUGGAUGUCCACUAUGAGACUGGGAGGACAACUUUUCUCUAUCCGCUUCCUCCAUGCCAUUCACUGUACAAAUAGCAAAGGAGGCUCUCUGGAGGCAACAGUGCUGGCUGGGGUGUAAGGAGGAGGAAGGUGGUGUCUAUUUGCAAGGUCCAAGCCCAGAGCUGGUGCACAUUCACACAGUCAACCAAGGAUCAGAUGCAAUCUUGUGCGCACUCACUUGGGGGAGGAAAUCCUAUUAAAUUCCAUGGGACAUUUUUCUGAAUACGUCUGGCUAAGAAGCAGGUCAGGGUCACUUCCAGAUGACAUGUUAAUUGAGCAUCCUAAUUAGUUCCCACAAAGUUUGCAGGGAAGGUAAACAACAUCAACUGUUUAUUGAGGGUUUGUUCUGAUUUGUUUGCAGGAACAUGAAAUGAUGUCUCCUCAAGCAAAUGUUACCCCACAAUUUCCACUGCACUUUCUCAUCCCUUUCCUUACUGCAAACUGUCCAAUCCCCCCCCCCCCUUAGGUUUAGGUUUAGAGAAGUGGGUUUGUCCUGCAAAAGUGCCAAAUCCAGUUUAAUUAUGCAACCUGAAUUGGCUGGUAAUUCAGUUGAAACGCCCCUGACCCCAUGAAAUAAUGACAGUCUGGAAGCAGCCCAGAAGUCUUUUCUCGCAAAGCUAGUUUGGAGGCAGAGCAUAGCCGUCGUGGCUAGUAGCCAUCGAUUGCCCUCUCCUCCAUGAAGGCUCCAUCAGUUGUAGCAAUUCCAUGCAAAGAGCUCCUGACGCUCCUGCUUUUGGCUUCUGCAGGGAGAGGCUUUUGCAGCUGUUUUGUGUUUUGACCUCUCAGCUGUUGCUGAUGUGCAGAAGCUGAGGCCAGUCCUCAGCAGACGGCCUGCUCAUAGGUGCUGCUGCUGACCAAGGGGCCCUGAAUGGAAGCAGGCAGCCUUCACUGAGCCAUCUCCCAGAUGCUUCCUAUCUAAAGCCGCCAAGGUUAGCAGGCAGCAAACAGCCUGUUUUGUCCAAACAGUUGUGCUAAAAUAGUUCCAGAGGUCUGGAAAUAGCCCUUGUGCCAUCUGGGAGGGCGGUGGGCAGGCGCCUCUCUUUCUCCUGGAGGAAGGAAUGGCGUGGCAUCACAGAAGGAAGGGGAGGCAGGAAAGAGCCGUGAUCAUAAUUCAGCUUAGGACACCUUCUGCCUGAAUCUUGAUGCUUAUAUUGCAACAGAUAAGAGGGUAUUCCAGGAAGCCAGAGCUAGAGCCUGGGUAGCUCAGUUGGUUAGAGCAUGGUGCUCAUAAUGGCAAGGUUGCAGGUUUGAUCCCUGUAUGGGACAACUGCAUAUUCCUGAAUUGCAGGGGUUCCAACUCAACAAUUCGAUUAUUCUAAGUAGGGCUGGGUGAUCUAUCGAUAUAUCGUCCCAAAUCGGUUUGAAAUCCAUAUCAUGAUAUUUUGUUUAUUUUUAGAAAGUGGGGUUUUUUUGUGAUGUGGGUGACAGAGCACACUUGGAUCCACUUUAAUUGCAUGAACUUUUCUGAUAUGUGCUUGAAUACAGUGGUACCUCGGGUUACAGACGCUUCAGGUUACAGACUCCGCUAACCCAGAAAUAGUACCUCGGGUUAAGAACUUUGCUUCAGGAUGAGAACAGAAAUCGUGCUGUGGCGGCGCGGCGGCAGCGGGAGUCCCCAUUAGCUAAAGUGGUGCUUCAGGUUAAGAACAGUUUCAGGUUAAGAACGGACCUCCGGAACGAAUUAAGUUUUUAACUCGAGGUACUACUGUACUGGCCGGAAAACACAAGACAGUCUGGUAGCAUCCUUAGCCUUUCUGAGCUUACAGGGUGAGGUCAAAUUCUGCACGCUCCUUUGAGCUCUGCAAAAGAAAGAGGGAGGUGGCAAUGGAACUGUACUGUUGGAACAUAGACACACCAAAUCAAAUAAAUCCUCAGGAAAAGGUUUCUCUCCCGUGGGAUUACCCGUGGGCCUCUCCCGCUGCUAGGAUUGAUUUCUGAGGUCGGUUGUUGGCUCUCCUGCCCGGCGCUCCUCAUUGCAGAGUCUUGGCUUGCAGCUCACCCCACGUGGCAGGAGAUCAGUUUCCAGGAUUCUUUCCCAGCCCUGUGGAGUUCCAUGCAUCCAAUUGCAAGAGCUCUCUUCAGAUCGGCACUACUGUUCCUGGCAGAAAAGGGCUAUUGUUCCCGCAGACAAUCUGCGGCAUUGUACGUGGAGGAGGGCUCUGAGUCCGCCCAGCAGAAAACCGAUUCCGCGGGAGUCCCGUUACCAGUUGCACCAAUUAUUGCAAGAAGGCAUUGCCAUAAAAACAAAAACACAGAGGAAUAAAUUGCAGCUUUUGUUUUUAAAAUAAACUUAAGGCCAGGACCAACAGUUUAGAUUUCUUUCUUGUUAACGGCUCUGGGCUGAAGGUCACAAGCAGACAAAUCAACCUCUGAAAUGGAGCAGUUUGGGCAUUAUUUAAGUCUGCUGCUUUCGAGGGUUCUGGUUGAGGGAACAAAUUUUCUUUGUCCUGCAUGGUGAAGUGCUUUUAUGCCUGGUUUUGAGACCACAGCCCCACCCCAUCUUAGAAUAGCUUAAAGAUAGGGAGUUGGAUGCAGGAGCUGCUGGCGCAGAGGCCCUAACAAAGAAGAGGGGCAGACAAAGAGGGUCCUUGUUUGUUAGCUGGUCAUCCAUGCACUGUGUGUGUGUGUGUGUGUGUGUGUCUUGGCAUGCUCCGUUUUCAACCUGAUCUUUGCUGACCUCAGCCCCCCAACGGUGCUCCGUGGUGACUUAAUUACAACAUUCCAAGUUCUCUAGGCUGCCUCCUGCUGCUUCCCCUCCCUAACCUUGCAGGGCUUGGGGGGGUAUUGUUAGUAACAGCUGCUCACAGGUGCAGGGCUUAGAGACCUGCAGCGUCUUCUGCAAUCAUUAACCCCUGUGCUGCUCCCAAAAGGUCCUUGCUACAGCUGGCUGCCCAACGCAGCAAUUGUGUGUGGUGGUGGGACUCUAACACCCAGCCGGGGAAGUGGCUGUACCAUCAGCCCUGCAUGCAGAAGAUCCCAGAUUUUUUUAAAAAAUAUUUUAUUAUUAUUAUUAUUAUUAUUAUUAUUAUUAUUAUUAAAGAUUUUCUUGUUUUACAAAAGUGUUUGCAAUGUCUCUCUCGUAUUUUUGCCCCCAUGUAACAUUUUUACAAAUCAGUUUCAUUUGUCGAGACAUUGGGAAGAAAAGGGGGAAAGAGCUGGAGGGGGGGGAAGAUGGGUGGGGUCGGGUGACGAUGUUUCUAUAUGUAGGGUUUGGUGUCAGCGCUGCUUGUGCAGGUUCUUUGUUGUUCGCUUAUGUUCCUUUGGUGGUGAGAGAGGUUGGGGUUGGCCUAGGGUGUGGCUGUUCAUUUGUGAUUGGCUGUGGUGGUCUUUGUUUUCAUGUGUGAGUGGGGUGGGUGGGUGUUUUGGAUCAGGUUAGCCUUAUUGGUCUGUGUGCUGUUGGUGGGUUUUUGUUGGAGUCUUGUUGGGCUGUGUAUGUAAUAAAGGGGAGCCAGAUUUAAUCCCCAGUCGUAUCUCUAGGUAGGGCUGAGGAAUGGCCCCUCCUGAAACCCUGGAGGGCCACUGCUGCCUGUUGGCGUGCAGCUGUUUCAGUCCAAGAACCACUUUUCCUCAUGAGCAACCUUCAAGUGGGGGAGCACAUGCCAAGAGUUUUAUAGCUUAAUCAUAGAAUCAUAGAGUUGGAAGGGACCCUGAGGAUCAUCUAGUCCAACCCCCUGCAAUGCAAGAAUAUGCAGCUGUCCAUUACGGGGACCGAACCUGCAACCUUGCAUACAUAGUUCUCUGCCUCCCCAUUUUAUCCUCACAACAACCCUGUGAGGUAGGCUAGGCUGAGAGGGAGUGACUGGCCCAAGGUCACCCAGCGAGCGCCGUGACCGUGUGGGGAUUUGGACCCUGGUCUGCCAGGUCCUGGUCCAGUGCUCUAACCACUACACCCCACUGAUCCUUGGUUCUUGGCCUGCCAGCAUGUACUACUGUGUGCACGGGGCAUGCCUGAUAGGCACCUCCUUCUCUCAUCAGGGGUCCAGCGGCAGAUUGUGCACUGCAUGGAGAAAGUGGCUGGGAUGGUGGAGGAGCACUACUGCAACGUCCUUAGCCGGCCGGACGACAAGCAGAAGAGUUGCAGCGAGGAGCCGUGUCCUGCCAGGUCAGCUCAACUCCUCUGUGUCUAAACCACAAGAACAUAAAGAGAGUGUGUUGGAUCAGGUCAAUGGCCCAUCGAGCCAAUCAUCCUGUUCCCCAAUAACUGUGAAAGGAGCCUCUUAGAAUCACAGAAUUGUAGAGUUGGAAGAGAUCCAAAGGGUCAUUUAUUCCAAACCCUUGCAAUGGUCAUGCUCCCAGAGUUGGACGUCUAAUUGCUCUUUCCCUAGCCUAACCCUUGAAUUCCUUAUUAGACACCGAGAGACAGCAGGACUGUGCAAGGUGCCCCGACUAUAAAAUUGGAGAAAUCGAGAGAUAUAUAGCUGCACCAGCAACAUAUCUCUUCUUUCUCGUACCUAGAAAUGCAAGAAGGGCCUUUACACUCGCCAGAAGCUCGGCUCUUCCCUCACCGGUCCUGGAAGGAGCCUUUAGAAAAGUCCCGUAUGCUCAGAGACUUUGCACCUGUCCAUUGGGAGAGAUAGGAAGCCCAGAACACUUGUUCUUUAGAUGUCCCUUCUAUGAAGAGGCACGUAGUAAGACCAUUGAUCACCUACUGGUGAGGCUCGCCGACCUCCCGCAAAAGCAAAAAUUUGACAUUUUCCUGUUAGGCAAAGAUCAGAAGAUGACCUGGAUGGUCGCCAGAUUCUGUGUACAGAUCUGUAGGCGCAGACCAUCUCCCAACUCAAAAUAGUCUGUCAUGAAAAUCCCCAAACUCGGUUCCAUGGGUGACUCUGGGUCAACCCCCUGGGAUAGUUUAUUGUUGUACAUUGUUUUUAAAUUUAUUGUUGUUAAUUGUUUUAAUCAUCUGUUUUACCUCUGUGACUGUACCCCCAAGUGUGUUUUAUAAGCUGGUCUUCGACCAUAUCUAUCCUGCUCGCUCCCUUCCAGGUGGUGGGCUGGCGAGUGGCAGGCGUGUUCUGCCACUUGUGGGGACACUGGGCUGAUGAAGAGGACCAUCCUCUGCAUUCAGAGCGUGGCGCUGGAUGAGCAGCGGGCUCUGCAAGCCAGCAAGUGCCAACAUCUCUCCAAGCCGGAUGCCACGGCCCCCUGCAACCGAGAGGUCCUCUGCCCGGCUCGGUGGCUGGCUGGCAAUUGGUCCAAGGUGAGGAGAAUCCGAGCGCAAAAACCCUUGCUGCAAGUCUUGGUUCAAUCCACAAGGGCAUCUCCAGGUAGGGCUGGGAAUGGCCCCUGUCUGAAAUCCUGAAGGGCAGCUGUCAAAUCAAUUAUUGGGCUAGAUGGACCCCAUGAUCUGAUUCAUUAGAAAGCCGCUAGCUUCCUACCUUCCUCCAGACAGGAACUGGAGGGUUCUCCAUUGCAUAAAUAACCAUGGCUUUUGCAAAUUUGUCAAAGGCCAACGCUGUACUCUGCAAUCGAAAUACACUUGAGAGCAAGCCCCACCAGAGAUCUUGCUAGGUCCUUGGGAGAGGACAGAGGAGGCUGCCCAACAUCCUUGGCCUUGGGCAAUCUGGGUUUUUCCUCCCAGGGUCCUUGCAGAAAGACUCCGCUUUUAAUGUGACUGGCAGCGAGUCACAUGUCCUUGUGGCAUGAAACUAUUUUCGGUAUGUGGGUUGCUGCAACUCUGGAGAAAGGUCAGAAGACCUCUUAUCUGCUCAGCUGCAACAAACAUCCUUCUUGUGCUUUGUUUCUCCCUGUUAGCAAAUCCCCACUCGCUCUUUUCCCCCUCAGCAAGGAAUCUUGCUCGGAUGAAGAGUGGUACUUGAUGGGAACCCCAAAUAGAGAUGACCUAUGAAGUCACUGGGUGCCAGUCCCCUCCAGGGUGACAUGCCAGCCCCCCAGCUGUCUGGGUUUUUCCAUGCAAGCCAAGCUUUGUCAGGAAACAAAGAUGACCUGAAACUGAAGAACGAUGGCUGGGUUUAGAUUGAGUUUCUGUAGUGGAAAGAGCAAAUGACCUUGGAUUAUAAUGAUUUCUGGCCCUUUUUUGCAUGGACCAGCCUUCCCCAACCUGGUGCCCUCCAGAAAUUUUGGACUACAACUGGGGCACCAGGUUUGUUUAUUUACUGCAUUUAUAUUCCACCACCUGUGUCUCCAAGGAGCCCAAGGUGGGGUAUACAUAGUUCUCUCCCCACCUUCUAUAAUCCCCACAACAAACCUGUGAGGUAAGUUAGGCUGAGAGGUCAUGGCCAAGUGGAUAUUGGAAACCUGGUCUUCCAGGUCCUAGUUUGACACUCUAACCAGUGUUCCCAAACUUUUGGGGGCCACCAAUCCCUUGGUUUUAUAAACCCUUCCCCAGUGUUCCCAACCCUAUAAAAGGCAUUAUCAGAAUAGUGGUUUGCAUGACCCACUAAGGAAGACCGUAACACAAUCAAAUUCAAAACAGUGACAACUAAUUGUAUAUAUAUAUAGAUAGAUAGAUAUUAUAUAUGUAUAUAUAUAUAUAUUGAUAAUUUUAUACACACACACACACACACAUAUAAUCAAUUAUAAGUAUUUAGUUUAAUUACUACAACAAAAUUGAUGGACAAACCAUUCAUACCAGCUUUUUGAAAUCUUAUAAUCAUUUACAUUUCCUGUUCCCAUUUGCCAAUGCUUCCUAGCACCCCCACCUAGGUAAUCCCAUUGCCUCUCAGGGGAUGCUACCACCCACUUUGGGAAUCAACUGCUCUAACCACUAUACCACACUAUCUCUCUUGGAGGAUCCUAGCAUAGAGAAACUGCCAGCACUGUGUUGGCCAUUGAUGUCUCUCACACUCCUUAUUUUCUCUCCCCUUUCCCAUACAGUGUUCGGUCACAUGUGGAAGUGGGAUACAGCAUCGCCUGGUGUACUGCCCCAAUAAUACCAGAGCCAGCUGUGAUCCGGGGCAAAGACCAGCCUCCGAAAUGGCCUGUUCGUUACUGCCCUGCUGGAACAAGAUUGAGAGCAUCUUCCCAGACUGGUCAGGCUCUGGUUCCUCAAGCCGGGAGCUGUACAAUGAGAUCAAUUUCAUCCCAAGCCACCCCAUCCCUCGAUUCAUCCCUUUGUCGCCCAAAUCUGAAGACCUCAAUGCCAUAAGGGAAGAAGACUUUUCACCCGGCAACAACAAAAAGGGAAAUGUGUUUGUGGAUGAUUUUUACUACGAUUACAAUUUUAUCAACUUCCAUGAAGACCUGUCUUACGACCCAGCUGACACCAAGGGUGGCGGAAGAGAGGACUUGUUGCCAGAUGUUGGGGUGAAGAAGGUCAGCGACGUGAAAGAGGACCCUCAAGAAAUGGCUCCCGAUUCUCUCCCUACUGUAAAGCCAGAGAUGGACCAUGGAAGCCCAACAUCUCCAGCUGUUGGGCAGAAUAGCAAAGGGGUAACCAGUGGGUUUCAAGAGCAUAGCACUGCUGUCAGUUGGCAUGGUUCUUUGGGUACAGCAGUUGCUGUCUCUCCAACCUCCUCCAUGGGAGUUAACAUGAAGGAGAACCCACCAGCCAUUUGGGGAGAUCUUCCUUCUUCCACUUCUGCAGCUGCAACGGAUUUCCCUUCUGGCACCAACACCCAUGCAUCUGUCAAUCAUGCCCAAGAAGACACCACGCAUUGGGAAGGGAAGGUAGCAAACACAGCCCCCUCUGUGAUCUUCCCUUACUUGACCCUCCUGACUCCAACCGUACCUUCUGUUGAGGGCAGCCCCAGUCAAGACCAUGAGUUUAGCACUCGCAAGAGCUGGAAGGAAGACGUUGGAGGCUCAAAGGUCCCAUAUCUCAGCACCAUUGGAGACAAUGGCUUGUUGGACCGUGGAGAAGGUGGUGGUGCAGACCGGGCCAUCGUUGAUCUCAGAGAUGAGGUUGGUGAUGGACGCAGAAUGGAAGAAGCCCUGGUUAGGACAGUCAUGGCAGGAACUGCAGAAACAGCAUCAAAGGGGACGCAUGGGAACUUCAUUUCUCCACUACCUGGUCCUACCAAAACCACCCUUCACCUUCCAGCUCAGGUCCCAAGCGAGACAAGCAGGAAGCCUGAUGAUGGUGUGAGUCCGUACGACGUGGCAAACAGCAAGAGCCUUGCGGCAGAUGCACAGGACCUCCAACACUCUCCUGCUGAUGUAGUCAAGGCCAAGGGCGAGUCUACCUCCCUGGAGCCCAUACCCACCUUUGCAUAUGAGCCACCUGGGCUUGACAGCAAUACGGUUGAGAGGCAGCCCCCUUCCAGCCGCGUUCUGCUCAUGCCACACGGUCCCAACUCACUGGGGCGGCAGCUGCCGACUGAGCCGACGUCCUUGGAGUGGGGGCCCUCCUCUCCUGGCUCUGUCCCUCCCAUGCCACCUGCACCGAGGCGGAAGGAGGAGUCUGUUGGAAUGAAAACCAAGUGGGACGCUGAGCGUAUCCCUCCCAGUGUGGGGGACCAGGGACUCUCUGGGGGCAGAAAUAAAAGUGGCCCCCAUGGGGAUCACUGGAUGUUUGCAAGCAGCCAUGGAGGUCUCGGGCCCAGGCCCACGACAGAAAGGCACCAGGAAAAGGAGGACAGGACGCUCUCGGUGGCUCCUCCAGCUACUGUCGCAGCUGCUCUGAAUGCCAGCUGGGAAGCUGGAAACUGGAGUGAGGCAAGUUCCUGGCAGGAAGGAGAGGAUACCUGCCGGGUGCAGGGAGUUCUCUGCUUGGCUCUGAGCCCCUUGGCACCCGGCCUGCUUUCCCCAGAGCUCAGCUCUGCAGAAAGUGGGAGGGUUUGGGUCACACUCUCGUCCAGGGUUAGCCAGCCCGGUUCCCUCCAGUUGUUGUUGGGCUGCAAUUAUUUUUAUUUAUUUGUUUCAUAAAAUGUACAUAUUGUUUGACUGUAAAAAAAACAAACCAAAACCACAAAGUGGUUAAAACAAUAAAACUACCGACAAGAAGCAUUAACAACAAUAAUUAAAAACUUCUAAAAAGUUUUUAAAGUCUAAAAACAGAUCAAAACUCUCAUCGACUUUCUAAGCAAAAUUGUUUAGACAACAAUCACUGGCCAUGCUGGUGGUUGGGAUUUUAUUUAUUUGCUAUUUGUUUAUGUAUUAAAUUUAUAUUUCUCCUCCUACCUCUCUGAAGGGAGCCUAGAUUGGCUAAAAAAAACAUAAGGGGAAAGGAUGUAUCCAAUAUAUAAUAAUUAAAAUGGCAGCAUACCUUCCAACAUUUCUCCAUUGAAAAUAGGGACAUCCUAUUCAAGAACAACAGCAAUAUUCCUAUUUAUACCCGGCUCAUCUGACUGAGUUGCCCCAGCCACUCUAGGCGGCUUCCAACGUACAGUAUAUAAAAAAUAAUAAAACAUUUUUUAAAAAAGCUGUCUAUACAGAGCUGUCUGGAAGGGAGUUCCAGAGAUGGGGGUCCUGACAGAGAAAGCCCCUUCCCAUGUUCACACUGCCCUUUCCUUCCAGGGGCGAUGCUGGCUAUGCUCUGCAGCCAUGGCUGGAGGCAGCAACGCUUUCGAAUACUGGUUGCUGGAAACCACUGGAGAGGAGAGUUGCUCUCGUGCUCAGGUCCCAUUGGGACAUCUGGUUGGCCACUGUGAGAACAGGAUGCUGGACUUGAUGGGCUACUGUCCUGAUCCAGCUUCUUAUGCUCUUAGGUGUUUAAGAAGCUCCCCCAACCUGAUCAUAAACAGCAAGUUGGGAAGUAUCGAGUAAGGCUCUCCUCUAAGUCCAGGUCUUUUAGGGCUCUGUAUACUAGCACCAACGCCUUGAAUUGGACACUGUAGCUCACCGGCAGCCAGUGCAGGACUCUCAGAUCUGGAGCUGUAGUCCAACCACCUCUGGACCGCACCUACAGACCCUCCAAGUGUCCCAGAGAGCCAGCGUGGUGUAGUAGUUAAGAGCAGUGGACUCAUAAUCUGGGGAACCGGGUACACUUCCCUGCUCCUUCACACGCAGUUGCUGGGUGACCUUGGGCCAGUCACACUUCUCUGAAGUCUCUCAGCCUCACUCACCUCACAGAGUGUUUGUUGUGGGGGAGGAAGGGAAAGGAGAUUGUUAGCCGCUUUGAGACUCCUUAAGGGGAGUGAUAGGCGGGAUAUCAAGUCCAAACUCCUCCUCCUCCUCCUCCUCCUCUUCUUCGUCUUCUUCCCUAUUUUCCAGAGACUGUACCAGAUUUACAGAAGCUGUCCUGGUUUCUGAUUUGAUCCUGGAGUGCCUGUCUUUUCUUUAGGAUGUCCCUCUUUCCACCGGAGAAAUAUUGGAGGGGACGUCUCUAUUUUGACUGGAGAAAUGGUGGAGGGUAUGGAAUAGGGUGUCCCUAUUUUCAUCAGAGAACUGUCGGAGGCUAUGCACCUUGUUGGCUACACCUGGUCUAGAGGAGGUGGAAUGGAGUGGGGUUGGAGGUGCAGAGAAGACCCUGUCUUGGCUCCAAGCUUGUCUUUUCAGACCACGUGGCCUCUUUGCCUGUUGGGACUCUGGUGAUUGCAAGAGGCUCCAGCAGGUGGUAUGAGGAUGGGCCUCAUAGAGGCCAGAGUUUGGGCCACUGGGUAGAGGGGCUGGAGAAUCUUUUUCAACUUAAAGGUUGCCUCCCGGGGGCCACAUGCUGGUAGUGGGUGGGGCAAGAGGCAAAAGUGGGUGGGGCAACAUAAAUGGAUUUUUAAAUCCUCUGUAGGCUAGCUUCCCCACACAUUCUCACCCUCCUCUUUAUCCUCCAUCCAGACCAGCAAGAAGCAUCCCCAGAGCUCCAGCUAGGGCAAAAUACUCAAGGAGGGUGUAGAGCAAGGCCAGGAGGAGUGUGGCUUGGGGAGAGUCAGGAGGGCCAGGUGGAGAGGACUGGAAGGCCACAUCUGGGAGGGCCUGAGGUUCCCUAGCCCUGCUUGGAGAGGCGGGAGGUGAAAACCCAGCUCUAUCGAAUUAGCGGGGACUGAGCAGGCCUGGGUGCUAACAGGGCUUCCUCUUCCUUCCAGUGCUCCACCACAUGCGGCCUGGGCGCCAUUUGGAGAACAGUGCGCUGCAGCACAGGGCAGGAGCAAGACUGCAGCCCUGCCCGGAAGCCCAUCCCUGCCCGGAGGUGCUACUUGAGGCCGUGUUCCAGCUGGCGUGUCGGGAACUGGAGCAAAGUAGGCAAAACUCACCUCAGGCAAUGCCCUUUGCCUAGGAGGCCUCUGGGGCUCGUCUUCAAACACCCCUCUUUAUAAUUUUUUUAAGUAUUUGCUCUGUGGUGCGUAGCAGCAGGUUGCUCUCGAUGACUUCCAAAGUCUGUUCCAACCCCAAAAUGCCGUGACUCCAACUGGAGCAAAAGCCUCAGAUCUUUGCAAUCUAACAGUGGGUAAGGGAAGAGGCUCCUGCCAACCUAGCAGUUCGAAAGCACGUCAAAGUGCAAGUAGAUAAAUAGGUACCACUCCGGCGGGAAGGUAAACAGCGUUUCUGUGCUCUGGUUCGCCAGAAGCGGCUUAGUCAUGCUGGCCACAUGACCCGGAAGCUGUACACCGGCUCCCUUGGCCAAUAAAGCGAGAUGAAUACCGCAACCCCAGAGUCGGCCACGACUGGACCUAAUGGUCAGGGGUCCCUUUACCUUUAAGGGAAGAGGCAUGGAGGCAGGUCUAAGCCUGCUGCCCCUGUCCGCUUUCCUCCAGUGUGCCAUUGAGGCAACUGCCUCAGAAUGCCUUAGGAUAGUGCCGGCCCUGGCGGCCAAUUACCACGGAUAGUCUUAUCCUCUGUAAACCUUGACCUGAGGCCACUCCCUGCCUCUUAGGCUGGCCUACCUUGCAGGGCGGUUGUGAGCAUAAAGUGGGGCAGGGGGACAUUUCUUAGAACCCAUGGGGGGACAGGACAGCAGGGACUUGAAUAGGUAGGAACAAAAACAGGGUCCUUUUGAGAGCAGCCAGUCUGCUUCCCAAUAUCCCUCCACCCCAAAGCGGACAGUGGCCAGCUCUCAGUCAGCUUCUCUUUGCACUAUUUGGCACCCAGUGCUCCAGGACCUGUGGAGGCGGUGUGAAAGUCCGGGACACCCACUGCGUCGACAGCAGGGACCAGCGGCCCCUCCGCCCCUUCCACUGCCAGGCUGUGCUGUACAAGCCCCUCACCCAGAUGCCCUGCAAUAGCAAGCCGUGCCUCGGCUGGUACACCUCUACCUGGAGAGAGGUGAGUCGGGGGCAGGGGGCAAGCAGAGAGGGGAGGAGGCUGUGAGCCCAACCCAGAGCCCCCUUGUGCUGGGGUGAAGUGUGGGCGUCUUGCUCCAAUUUUUCUUGCUGCUUUCUUACCCCAGAUUUGAGUAGGCUGCAAUGAUGAUGGUGAUGGUGAUGAUGUGUGGCUUGGGUCUCCGCCCUCUGUAGCAUCCAUUCAUUUUUACCAUCGUGCUGAAUGGAAAAUAAAUUCCAAAGGCAAUGAAUGACCCCACCACCACCACCACCCUUCCUUGUAGUUGUUGUAGUUAUUAACUAUUUACAGUAUAGCCCACCUUUCACUCCGACGGGGACUCAAGGUGACUUCCACAAAUCAAAACAACACAAAUCAAAUACGACAAAACUAAAAACAAUUGUUGAAAAGUAGCUGAAUUAAGAACAAUAUAAAAAACAAAUCUGUUAAAAUGCAGAUUUAAAAAACAAACAAACAGCACAGCUCUCGUAAAAGCCUUUUCCUUAAAAAAAAAACCAAUCAGUUCCCUAAAGCCUGUUGGAAUAAAACAAUCUUCACUGGAUGAUGUAAGGACAGCAAGGAGGGAGCCUGUCUGGCUUCUCUAAGGAGAGAGUUCUGAAGCCUGGGAGCAGCCACCAAGAAGGCUCUCUCCUGUGUCUCCACCAAGUAUGUCUGUGAGGGUGGUGAGACUGAGAGAAGGGCCUCCCUCGAAGAUUUCAGAGCGCAGGCAGGUUUGCAUGGGAGAAGACGAUCCUUCACAUAGCUUGGACCUAAGCUGUAUAGGACUUUAUGGGUCAUAAUUGACACUUGGAAUUGUAGUUUUUCUACUGUGCCAUUUCGGUUUAAUAGGAAUGUCUUCUGCCAGGUGAUGCUCCCUGAGAUCUGAUCUGCUUUAGCAAAUACAUUCUCUCCCCAAAGACUUGGAAGCUCCCAAAGAGCAGGAAAUGCAGGCUGCUGCCCCAGUGAUGUGCCUUAUACCAGGGGUAGCCAACAUGACGCUCUCCAGAUACUAUUGGACUGUAACUCCCAGCAUCCCUGUCAACUGGGGCUGGUUGGGAGUUGGAGUUCAACAUCUGGGGGCCACUACAAUGUGCUGCCCCAGCCCAGAAUGGACCUCCUUACUCCACGGGAAGCCCAAUAAGCAGACAAGCCCGUGGAGGUUACUGUGUGGCCUCCCACUCCUGUUUUGACUGCCAUGCUUGCUCCUUGGCUCAGAACUAGCUCCUGCCCAAGCACCCGCCUGCGUCCACCAUAGUGGGUUGGUGGUGCUUCCUUCUCAGCUGAUUCCUGUCUGUUUCCUGCUAGUGCUCUGAGCUGUGUGGAGGAGGGGAGCAAGAACGCCUGGUGACCUGCCCGGAAUUUGGACGGUGCGAUGAAGCCCUCCGCCCAAACAACACCAGGCCUUGCAACGUCCACCCCUGCACCAAGUGGACAGUGGGAUCCUGGGGGCAGGUAAGCCAGGAGUCCUUCUUCUGAAUCCCUGAUGGGAAGGAAUCCAGAACACUUUUGAUGAUUGGAAGUUAGGGUGCUACGUCCCCCCUUCCUUGGGGUGUUCCAGGGCAGGCUGUGGCUGGGUGGUCUGAAGUCCUUUUUGAUCUCUUUAGUGCACGGCCAUGUGUGGGGGAGGCAUCCAGAAGAGGCAGGUGAAAUGCAUGAACACCAAGACUGGGGAGGUGGAAGAAGACAGCAGCCUUUGCGAUCACGAACCGUGGCCGGAGAACACGCAGAAGUGCAACCCCCAGGACUGCAGCCCCAGCCCACCAAGUAAGUGGUGGGGUGGGGUGGGAUGGGCGUGUCAGGAACUCGUCCUACGCUUGAGUAGGACCCUGGCAGAGACACAUGCCCGACUGGCAUGUUCUCUCCCUCCUGGUUGUUCGUUCGGAAGCUUCAAAAGCUUUCUUCAGCCUGAACAUCACAGCGACCGAUGCCAACAGACAUCAGCACACUUAGGGAGCUGCAGAGUUUGCGCAGUUUGCGUAACAGACCUCAGCAACUCAGCAUUUUGGCUAAUCUACUUUAUUUACAUAUAAACACACAUGAAGCACUGCAACAUGGCUCCCUCUCUUUCUAGCAUCAGACAGCAAAGAGAAAAAAAACAAAGGACAAUAGUCCCACUUCACGGAACACAGUAACACAAACAUCCUGUCUCCGUCACUUCCCACUCUGUGGAGUCAAAACAUACACCGUCAUGUGAUAGACAAAAAUCCCAUGACUGCAAUCAUGGAGCAGGAAUUCUAACAGGGCGGAGGGGUGGGAGAGUUAGAGAUUCUGCAAGACGUGUUAGCGGUGAGGACACAAGAGUCCGGCCUCUGGCCACAGAACUGGUAAGAACCAGUUUAGGAGGAACCUAACCAGAUAUUAGAGUGAAAAAACAGCUGCAGAUAAGGUACAAGGAGGGUUCUGUACGUUCAGUAAAAGCUUUGUAUUGAGUCAGUGUUUUCAAGGAGCAUGGUUAGAUGAAGAGAUGGCGAUGUGCUGGGUGGCAGAAGUGGUUGGCUAGAGAGUAAAGCAGCCAGGAUGUUGCAUAUUUCAUAUAUGGGGCAGGGGGUGUUAGUGGAAUGUUCUCAAAUAUAAUGGUUUAAGUGUCACUAGAAAAAUUCAAUAUAUUUUUCAAAACUUUAUUUUUAAAGCAUUUUCACAGUGUUUUUAAUAUGUGUCUAGAUUCCACCAGAGCCACAGCAACAGGGGAAGGGGAGUCAGCUCUUUCCCUGCCACCCCUGUGCAAUUUACCUCCCUAAGGGCUGAAGCCCUGGGUAAAAAUAAAAGCAAUUGGCUGGUGCUUUAAAAUAGAUGGUGUUGGUGCCAGGCAGGCCUCCCUGCAGAGAGCAUUCCAUAAGUGUGGAGCCACCACUGAAAAGGCCACUUCUCCCAUCGGCCUUAGCCACUCAGUGCAAAGAGUACACUGUAGAAAUGUCGAUCUCCUCCCAGCAAGCCCCUUUGGUGCAACCCCCUCCCACCCUCACCACUUAGAGGUCCAGCACCACCUGCCUGCUUCUGGUCCAAAAAUGCAAACUAUGCAAACGCUCCCGAGGGCCUAAUCCAGCAUAGCCUGUAGAAUUGUCCUGGUUGUUGCCAAAAGAUUACACUGGUUUUCUGUGCAAGGGCAGGGCACAGGAAAUGUUAGCCUUGCAACAAAUGCCUUUAUCCAGAAGAAUACUUGUUACUCAUGGUAAUAGCGCUAAGAGAUAAAGUGGGAAUACAGAUCCUGCGGUGAUGAUGGAUAUACAAUGGCCUUGAUGUAUAGGGUCAUGAUUUUCCCCCACAUAAACGAUGCAAGACAAUGUGAGGGAAUGUGGAGGGCUAAAGACUCUGGGUUUUUUUAAUGGCUUAUAUUUGGUUUAUGGCCCAGGGCAGGAAGCGCUGAUGGGAAAGAAAACAUAUCCUGCUGAACUCUGGAGGGAGGGGGAAAGUCUCGUCCGCUUGCCAUAUGAAGUCAGAUCCUUGCUAAAGCUGCAGGCCUGGGCACAGAGGUGUCAGGUCCCUUUGGUCUUUAGUGCAGAACCCCAUGCAGGCUGCUGCAGAGUGGUCUUACGUCAUAGAAUUGUGGAGUUGGAAGGGAGCCUAAGGCUCAUCUACUCCAACCCCCCAAUAUGGGAUUCACAGCCUUCUCGUGGGGCAUUAGGGGAAAUGAUCUGCAAAAUAACCUCCCAGGAUAGAAACACAACAAACACACUCCUUGGAUUCCUAGCAGCUAUGAAUUUGUAAAUGAACGAACUCAGAGCAGCUGAACAUGUUGAAAACUAACAUCACAGAUUUGUAUAAGGGCAAUUCUCUUCCGCUCUGUCCUUCUUUUUAUGUUUAUGUUCUGAAACUGUUCUGGAAACCCAGCAGUGUUACACUAAAAUGGUGUUUGGGGUUGUGACCAGGUAAAGAAAAGCUUCAGGAACCAAACAACUGAAGUCUCUGGCUUCUGCUAUGGCUGUGUAUGCAUGACUAAAGUUGCCGCUUCUGCAAGGGGAGAACUGGUGAACGUGGCAGGCACCGCGUGAAUUUCAGUGGCCCCUUGCUUCUUUAUCCUGCUGAAGACAUAGCUUCCUGAAACUGAUAAUUAAAUGAUCAAAGCAGCAGCUUUGAAAACAAUUAAGAACAUAAUAAGAGCCUGGCUGCUGGAUCAGGCCAAAGGGAGCCCAUCUAGUCUAGCAUCCUGUUCUCACAGUGGCCAAACAGAUGCCCCAAACGGGAAGCCCCCAGGGCAACGGCCUCCUCCCACUCUUGUUCUCCAGCAUUCUAAGGUAGACUGUCUCUGUCUGUGGAGGUUCCAUUUUAGGAUUCAUAAUAAACGAAGAAGAGCCUGGCUGCUGGAUAGGUCCAAAUGGGGGCCCAUCUAGUGCAGCAUGUUCUUCUCACAGUGGCCAGCCAGAUGCCUCUGGGAAAGUAGCCUUGGACUGGGCAGGCGGAAGGGAGAGGAAGCAAUCCCUGCUUGCAGUGCCCUCAGUGUAUGGGGGAACAUGGUGGGAGGCCCAAACAGGUGCACAGAGGGCUCUAUCCGCCCCCCUCCCGGGGGUGAGAAGUCAGUGGUGAUUCUGCUUAUAGUUUAUAGCAGAAAAGCGAUGACUGUGUGGCAUUAGGAGCUGCCUGAGUGGAAGCAGGCCCUUUGCCCCAGGUGGUGAUGCCUCUCUUCCCAGCAUCCUGCCUCCCUUUAGGAAGUGGGAAGCGUCAGCAGCAGCAGCCCAUAAACCCAUGCUGGAUUCUCUAUGUGGAAGAUCAGGCUAUUAAUAAACUCACUUCUUAUCAGCUGCAGAAGGCUAAUAAAAAUGUAGUAACACAGAUUGUUAAGAAGGAAGAGCUGUGUGUGUGUGUGUGUGUGUGUGUGUGUGUUACACUGUGCAGCUGUGGCUUGUCAGCUUCCCCCAGUUUAAGACUGAACGAGGAGCCAAACUUCAUAACUAACAGGGAUAAAUUAACUGAAAGCCAUGAAACAAGAUUGCGCAAAGGAGGAUCCUUCAGUCGCUGCAGAAGCCCGCUUUCCCCUUGCUGUCUCAGGGAAAAGUUGUUGCUUUUAAAAUGCCUUGAGUGAAAGCAUGUGUACAGGCACAUGUGUGUGCAAACUGGUUUGCAUGUUAGGCUGAAAGCCCAACUGCUUGGAAACAUACCUUCCAACUUUCCCCGAUGCAAAACCAGGACACACAGCUUCUAACACGUGCUCUGGGGUGAAUCACGUGACCUGUGCCUCGCUCUCACCCUGAAAAUUUGUGGGGGGUUUUUUUUGUGGGGGGGGACACAGUGUGAGAUUGUAGCACCCAAAAUGACUACUGAGAUCUCGUGAGGGAAAAAAUGGAAUGUUCUGUCCCGUCCCGUCCCGUCCCGGGCAUUUGGAAGGCUUUAAUUUUGGGGGGAUCAGUCUGGCUGACUGAAAUCGCUGACCUAGUCAGACAAGUUUCUUAGUAAGACAACAACCUUAGCUGGCCACUUAAGUGUCCUCAUUGGCAUCCCAAAAGAAUGAGAUGGAUUAGAAGCAUAGAAUUGUAGAAUUAAUGAGCCCCUGUGGUCAUCUAGUCCAACUCCCUGCAACACAGGAAUCUUUUGCCCAAUGUGGGGCUCGAACCCUUGACCCUGAAAUUAAGAGUUUCAUGCUGUCCUUACUGAACUAUCUCAGCAAGAGCUACAACUAGGGGGUGGGGUGGUGCCCUCCAAGCUGUAGGCCUUUCCUCCACCCUCCUCACCUAGCUGCUUUGUAGGAGAUCAAGAGCCAGUGUAUAUAUAUAUGAGUGAGCUGGAAGCAGACUAGUGGCUGGAGACACGUAGACAUGAUUGCUCUGUGCUGGAUACAAACCUGUGAUCAGUGGAGAUGCAAUAUCUUUUAGAAUCACAUAAUUGGAAGGGACUCCAACUAGUCCGACCCUCUUCAGUGCAGAAAUCGCAACUGUUGGGGUGUUAAUGCCAUGAGUCCUUCCAUUUUAUGCUCAGGUUAGUCCCUGUAAUGAGCCACUUGACAGCGAUCAUUUAUUGAGCGUCCUGUAUGUGUGUGUGUGAAGAGGUGUCUUGCCCUGGGAGAAGGACUCUCGGCUGCUAAGAUUGGCAGAGAGACAGAUGCCGGGUCCUUCCUGCAGAAAUAGCUCCCUGAAAGAGCCCUCUUGAAGGCCGGAGAUAAGAGGCCUUGCCGAGAGUAAGCAGGGCUCCAUCAGAGGCACCAAAGCAAUAUUCCCAAGGCGUUCUUCUCCGCAGCUUCCUGUGGCAUCUUUCAGGCGGUGCUCAGAGCAGGAGCCGAUGGUAGCAGUCAAGGCAGGGCAGGGGGGCAGAGAGAGAACAUCAUCCUCUGCAACUCUUGGCUAACUCCGUGGCUGUGUUUCCUGACUGCUCUAGUCAGGAACCAGUUCCAAGGUACAGUUCUUCCUCCCUGGAGGAAUCUCCAUGGAAACAUUUGAGUCUAAUAAUGCAAAAUCCAAGUGCAAAAUCCAUCCAGACAAAGGGAUGGAGGUGAUUUUGUGCUCAAAGGGGAUCCAGUAAGAGCGAGCUCGAGAUCCAGGAAAGGCAGAAAUGUCUCUUUACAGGCCUGGGGGGCUCCUCCAGAGGAUAAUAUCCACUCGCUCGCUUCCCCCAGUUUGCCCCUUUGAUGCUGUAGGAGGGGGUGUUUGGUGGGGCUAGCUGUAACCUCUGACACAGUGAUGUCAUUGUUUGCUGAGCUGAAAGAGACCUUUGUGGUCAAACUAGACAUUCUUUCCCCCAAUUCCUUGCUGCUCCUUUCUGUCUGCGUUGCCCCAGAGAGAAAAGGGUCUGCAGCUCAGCUGCCGCCCCUGCUUUGGGACCCCAAAACUCUUAAUAAAGCCCCGAAGACCUUUGAAUUCUCCUUUGAUGUGUUGUAGAAAUUAGAAAGCACUGCCUCCACUUUUGAAACCCCUUUCUGUGGUAGCAUUGAUUAGAUUUAUAGCCCAUCCCAGUCCGGAGGUCCAGGGUGGGUAACCGACAGGUGCACAUUACAAAGGCAAUUAAGAUCAAAGGCAAAGCCAAGCAAACGACUUCCAGUCUGCUACUAUUUUGCAGGUGGCAUUCAGUUGCAUACCAGCAAAUUCAAAUUGUGGUGGCGUUGCUGACACUUAUUAGUUGUCCUUUUUACGGAAAGUAAGCUCAAAGUGACUUAACGUAUACUGCAAAAAUGAAAAGCAAUAUAAAACUAGAACAAAACGAAAGCUAACAACUUUUGUAUACAUAAACGGCAUCCUAGCACGUCCCACCCACUGAAGGAGGCUGCAGGAUCUGAAACACUCCAAGUUAAAAGCCGAUUGACAUGGAUUUGGCUUAUCUGCACUUAUUUGCCCCGCUCUUUCAAGGCACAGGUCCACACUUUAAAGCUCGAUGUUCAAGUUUUUGUGGUUUUUUGCCCAGAGCUUUCCCUGGUAAAACCUGCUCUUUAGUGUUCAGUCAGAGCAAAUGUCAGUUCGGGUUUUCCAUGGAUUGAUGUUUGUGCCAAUGGAGCACUAAAGAUCGAGUUUUUGCAGGGAAAGCUCUGGAGCAAAAAGGGGGGGCACUCGGAUACAGAGCUUUAAAGCACAGGCUGUGCCUGGAAAAAGCAAAGGGAAGGGAAGUGUUGAUAUGCCCUCUGUUAUGUAGCAAGCCCACUUUCUCCCCAGACUUUGGCUUUUGGAGUAAGGAAGGUGAUGGGGAAAUACUCCAGGAAGUGCUCGAAUCUAUAACAUAGAACCUCUCUGCAAACAAACCAGGAUGGUUGUGCAUUAAACAGCAGAUGUCAUGUCACUUCCCCACAAACGCUAUGCAAACAAGUGAGGAUGAAGGCACAAGAAGCAGGUCAUCUGGAAGUGACUUGGAGUAGGUAUCUGACAAAUCUGACACACUGACAAAUUCAAAUGUGUAAACCCCCUUGGGUUCACAUGUGAAACUUACGAUGUCCCUGAUUCUGAGUCCAUGAUCUCAGAGGGGAGGAGUCAGCCCCUUGGGCACAUGUGCCCAAAAUUUCAGAUCAGUGGCCCGAGGGGGGCUAUUUAGCAUCCAGCCUCCUGUUCUGACAGUGACCAAUAUCAGGAACCAGAGUCAGGGGUAGGUCAGCAAUAAAAACAUUGAAUGAAGUUUACUCUUUAUUCAAAGAAACCAGAAGUGCAGGCCUGAUGAUCACAGUAACUCUUCCCAGCAGGUCUUGUCCCAAUGAGGCAGUUGCAAGGACCCUGCUCUCUUUCCCCCGCUCUCUAAGGCUCCUUUCCUGGUUCCUUCCCCAGCAACCUGAGGCUCCCUCUCCAUACCUCUUCUGGUUCUGGGAGACCAGGCAGGAAGGGGAGCUUGCCGCAGCAGGAGGGGGAGACCCCCUGGCUUCUUCAGCAACCUGCCUCAUUGCUGCUGCUUGGCCCCAUCCCUUCCCAGCCUCCUCUUCUGCCCCUGAUUCUGGGCUUCUCUCUGCCAUAGCCUCUUCCUGCUCACUAAACCCUGUUACCUUUUCAGCUUCCGACACCACCUCCACCUUCUCCUUCUCCUUCUCCUUCUCCUUCUCCUUCUCCUUCUCCUUCUCCUUCUCCUUCUCCUCCUCCACCUCCUCCUCCCAGGCUUCUCCCUCUGACCACUCAUCAUAGUCCCACCACCAGUACCCUGGUUCUGAGUCUUCUUCCCUGGGGGGGAGGGUUCCCCAACUGGUGCCUUCCCCCCCCCCAUUCCUCUGCAUCCAUCCAGUCCUUGACAACCAGCCAGAUGCCAUUAUGGGAAGCCCACAAGCAGGACCCAAGUGCAAGAGAAGUGCUCUUCUCACUUGUGAUUCCUAGUAUCUGACCUUCAGGCCUCAACUCUGGAGGAAAAGCACAGCCACUGUGGCCUUAUGCAGAUAGCCUAAUUUUCCAUGAAUUUGUCUAAUCCUCUUUUAAAGCCAUCCAAAGUAGAGGCCAUCACUAUAUUUUGCAAAGUUACAAUGAACUAUGGAUCUGUACCCUUACAUGCAGGGAUAUUUUUUCCUUUUUUUACACAGAUUGCAAGGAGCAAGCACAAUAUGGAUUAAGACCAUGGGGGUUGUUUUCCCCUUUGAUCUGCGCCCAAUCUGGACUGGUCUCCUCCUGCCUGCAGUUUGCACUGGGGGGGAACCUCCAGUUGGGAAAGGGUUAAAGCCCCCAGAUCCCCAUGCUGAGGUCCUGGUCCACGCUGGCAUCUUCUGGAGGGAAUGAAAAAGCAUUUAACAGUACCGCUAAGUAGCUAAGACAUUGCCUAGUUUGGCUCUCCUGCACACUUUUUAAAGCUGACCCGGCAAUUCCCUCUCUCCGAGCUGCCGUUUCCUUAUCUAGGAAUGUGCAUCAAAGUUUGUUUCUGUGACCCUGUGAAAAAAUUCAACCUCUUCCCUCCGGGCUUAGCAGCAGAUUUAGGAGUAAACCUUCUGAAUAAUAUCCAAAGAGGGAUUUGAUCCCAUCGAGACCUUGUGAGUUUCUGCUGAGUAUGAUUUGGCACGGAGGGACUCAACCAGCCCUUAAUUAAAAUAUUCAGUUUGCUUUGCUGUUGAGCAUUAUGCUUUUAAGUUGCCUGUCUGGUGGGGGGGACGGGACGGGACUGGAGAACAGACGCUUACAUUAUCAGCUGCAAAAUAUCUCCUCCACACGAAAGGCUGCCAAUGUUUGUUCCCCAGUUGGAGAAAUUCCAUGUUGUAAGGCUGGCCUAUCGGUGCUGGCCCCAGAACCACACAGUAAAUCCUGUGGAUUGUAUCUCUUCUUAAAUGGGCAAAUGUUUCAGAUGUCCAUAGCUGCCCCAGCGGCUUUUAAAAAUGGCAGGUAAAACCUACAAGUUCUUGGGAUCUAAAAUUAAUGGGUUAGGAGUUUGUAUGUCUCCGUACCUUCCAACCACCCACUGAUUAAAAUCACGAUGUGUGGCUUUCAGUGUUGUGCUCCCAUGCAAGCCAGCUGGGGCUUCCUCACCCCAGCUCCCUGUCUCUGUUUCCACCAGCAGCUCCCUCAGCGCCAAACCAGCAUCUCCAGCUCCUCCUCUUCCCUGUUAUCAUCCUCAUCUUUGUCAGCUUCCUCUCCUUUGGUGAGGGCAUGGUCGAGCAGGAGGCAUGGUGUCUGGGCCUGGCGGAGGCGGCCCAGCUCCUCCCUCCACCUCCAUGGGCACCUUCUUUUGAAUGGGAGUCUUUUGGUGCCAAGCUCUCAUGGAGCCAGCUGACUGGCGUGAGAACUUGGCACCGAAAACAGGACAUCCAAUCGUGAUUUUGGUGUGCACUGGUCAAAUCUGGACUGUUGACAGGUAUGAGUCUCGAGCCAACAAUCUACCCAAGGCAGUAUCCACAGACCUCCCAAAAAGUAAACCCCCUUCAGAUUAUAAUGGUGACCCAGUGACUACCUUCACACCCUGUUGGCUUCCAGAUGUUUUGGACUACAACUCUCAUCAGCCCCAGCCCAUGUGGUCAUGCUCCCAUCAUCCCUAGCUUCAUGCAGCCAUGCUGGCUGGAGCUGAUGGGAGUUGCAGUACAAAGCAUCUGGAGGGCACCAGAGGCUGGAGAAGGUUAGGGGCAGAGAACCUGAAGGUAUCCUGUGGCUGAUCAACAGCCUGAUGCAGUACAAGGCAGCUUCCUGGUUCCAGCCCCUGACAGGAAUAAUCACGAUCUGCAGAUGGAAAACUACAAAGGCCUGUUCAGACUAAUCUGGAGAACAGCACCAGAGCAGCUGCAGUCGAGGCCUGGGUGAUGUAUUGAUACAUCGUCCAGGACUGGUUUGAGGGUCAGAGCGCAAUGGCGCCUUCACCCAGUGGUAGAUUGUGGUUGGGCCUUCGUUACCUACUUCUUCGUGGGGCUGGAACUGAUGCUGGAUGUUCCUCCCUCUGCUUUUCACAAUGUAUCACUAUAUUGUGAUGUUUAGCUGGUGAUACAUCAUGAUGUUGAGAAGCCGAUAUCGCCCAACCCUACUCAUAACACUAGAACUUGCGGACGUCCGUUGAAGCUGAAUGUGGGAAGACUGAAGACGGAUAAAAGAAAGUACAGUCAUACCUCGGGUUACAGAUGCUUCAGGCUGCGCAUUUUCGGGUUAUGGGCGUGCCAAAACCCGAAAGUACCAGAACAGGUUACUUCUGGGUUUCGGCGCUCGUGCAUGCUCAGAAGCGCUAAAUCGUGCUUUACGUAUGCGCCGAAUCGCAACCCACGCGUGCACAGACGCAGCGCUGCAGGUUGCGGACGCUGCGGGUUGCGAACGUGCCUCCCGCACGGAUCACAUUCGCAACCCGAGCGUCCACAGUUCAGUGGUACCUCUACUUACAUUCACCUCCGGUUACGUAUCCUUCAGGAUAUGUAUGCAGCAAACCUGGAAGUAUUUUUCCAGGUUUUGCCAUGCACGCAUGCGCAGAAGCGGCACCUCCGGCUAUGCACACCUCGGGAUCCGACCGGAGCUCCAGAAUGGAUCCCGUGCACAACCGGAGGUACCACUGCACUUCUGUACGCAGUGCAUAGUUAACCUGUGAAACUCCCUUGCACAGGAGGUAGUGAUGGCCUCCAACUUGGAUAGCUUUAAAAGAGGAAUUGACAAAUUGAUGGGCUCACUAGCUGUGAUGGCUGUGCUCUGCCUCCGCAGCUGGAAGCAGCAAUACUUCUGAAUACCAGUUUCUAGAAAGGACAGGAGGGGAGAGGACUAUUGUGCUCGGAUCCUGCUUGUGGAUUUCCCAUGAUGGGCAUCUGUUUGGCCCCUGUGAGAAGAGGAUACUGAUCCAGCAGGCUGCCCAUCCAGACUGCUGACCUGUUUGUUGCAUGGGUGUGUUUAUAAAAACACACCAGACCUUUUGUAUUUGUUUUCCAGGGUUAGGCUACAGCUGCUUUGCCUUUUUGUGCAGGAUGGUGCUGUUCACUCACAAUACUUGAACACUGCAGGAAAAUAAACUUCCUGAUGUGCGAUUUGCAAAAGCGAGGGAAGGUUUAGCCUGUGAUAGAGCUGGCGAGCCAGAGGUUUAGAGGUCUUAACCUCUGACCUGUGCGAGGUCAUGACUGCUAAUCUCCAUGGACUAGGAAAUAGCUCCUGUGUUCCAGACACUUUUUUUAUCAGCAGGCAAAAGAAACCUCUCUCUUCAGCCAUUGCCUUGGCGGGGCGGGGGGCUGCCUAAUUCUCUGGGGGGGCUCCCGGGGAGACUUCAUUGUGGAAUUGGGGUUGCCCACACAUGCGGGGUGUUUUGUUGCAGUGUCUACUCGGCAUCAUUGUCGUAAAUAGACACACACUCCAGCUAUUUAAUCCUGAUUGCCCUUGUUGUCCCUUGUACAAUCCAAUAAGUUAAAAUGACACCUCACCAAUUACCCAUUUGAAAUUGUUGAACGGCCCGUUUGGAAUAUCAAGCUCCUGUCUAGUAGCAGUUUGGGGCUACUGUGGCCGCAAUACACACCAUCCAUUGAAAGCACAUGACCUUCCCCAAAGACUCCUGGGAACUGCAGUUUCCCUCUCUCAAAGCCAUCUCCUCAGCCUCCCCGCCCCCAAGUAAGAACCAUUUUCAGGUGCAUUUUUCAGACUGAGGACGCCUGGCAUGGCAAAGAGCUGAGCACCACCUCAUGUCCUGCCUUUGGGGUUACAUGGCUUGUACAUGUGGUUUGCUAAGCGUCUCCUAGCAACUCCCAGCACCCUGCACAAACUACAUUUUUCAGGACACUUGGCAGGGGUGAAAAAGUAUGGUCGUUAAAGUGGUAAAGGUAAAGGGAUCCCUGACCAUUAGGUCCAGUCGUGGCCGACUCUGGGGUUGCGGAGCUCAUCUCGCUUUAUUGGCCGAGGGAGCCGGCGUACAGCUUCUGGGUCAUGUGGCCAGCAUGACUAAGCCGCUUCUGGCAAACCAGAGCAGUGCACGGAAACACCGUUUACCUUCCGCCAGAGCGGUACCUAUUUAUCUACUUGCACUUUGACGUGCUUUUGAACUGCUAGGUUGGCAGGAGCAGGGACCGAGCAACGGGACCGCCGACCUUCUGAUCGGCAAGCCCUAGGCUCUGUGGUUUAACCCACAGCACCACCUGCGUCCUAAAGUGGUAUAAGAGUGCUUUAAAUGCACAGUGUGGAAGGGAUGCUGGAGGAGCGCUAGGGGAGGAACUGGCUGCGUCAGCCCAGUGCUCAGUGAGCUGUUUAUGAGCUCUGAGCCUUGGGAGUGAUGAGAAAGAGAAAGUGAUCAUGAGCUCAUUGGAGGAGCUGAGCGCCUUGCCAAGCAUCCAAGCAAGCCUCCUGGUUCCCAUUCCACAUCACUGAGCAGCAGGUUAAUCCCAGGCCAUUCCUCUUGGCUGUAAAUGAUUAGCGAUUGGGUGGGGGGAAGUGGCCUCACCUGGUAUCGCCUGAGAUAAUGGGCUAAGCAGAAAUUCACUCUUAUGCUGGAGGGGAAGCCUUGUCAACCGAUGGUCUUGGUUCUGUUUCCACUGCAAGCCUUUACAUUGGAGAGCGGUUGGGGGUGAUGGAAAUACAAAAGCAAAACAGUCUCUCAAGCAUGAAGUUUAGUUCGUUUCUCUGACAACGGGCUUAGUUUUAACAGCAUCAGGCACCUUCUUAACCAUCUUUCAGCUGGUUAAGGAAUUUUAUAAACAGCUUCAAUAAUCUCUUUGUUGGAAGACCCCAGUAAAAUAAUUAUGAAUGAUAUGUAGAGAAAAUCAGCAUAAUUUAAAAGCAAGCAUACAAAACUAAAUUGUGAGUCCCAAAAGGCCCUGAUCCCACACACUCCUCCACAUUCAGCCUGACCCCCCAAACAGCCAAAAGCAAACUUUCACACCAUAUUAGCAUUGGGGGCUGGGGGCUUCUCCAAGAGGAUUAGCACAGCUGAAAUAAAGAGUCUGGAGGAAGCCUCUUGGGUGUAAAUUAAGCUAUUUUAAAAAAAGAAAAUAGUGGAAGAUUAGGAGACAGAUCAUCAUUCAGGCAAUGGAUCCAGUUGUAACAAGUUGCCAAAGCCUGAGGUCAUCCUAAUCCACAAGAGUCUGAAAAGUGGCUCCCUAUUCCUUAGUGUGCAUGUGAUCUUCCCCACCUUAUAGUUGUGAUAAAAAUAAAAACUGCUCCUUUUAUAGAGUCCUUUUGUAGGUUCUCUAUCGGUAGGAGAAAAUAACAGAGACCAGCCAGAGAAUAUUGAGAAGCAAAGCAGCUAGUAAGCCUGAUCUUUAUUAACUGUUACAACAGGGUGCUCCCUCACACACAGGAGAGGAGGAAGACCCCGAGCCAUGCGCACAAGCCCUUAUGUAGACAUUUUUAAAUUGCCCGCCCUGGAUUCCAAGACCACCCCCAGAAACAUCAUACCUACAUCACAGAAAAGGCAGUCUACAACAGAAAUCUGAGUGCUUUGUUUAUCUCCUAUCUGGCAAAUUACCUGAUUGCAUUAUCUGGGUUUUGGCCACUCUUUUGUUAUUAUAACUACUUAAUUCCCAAAUCUAGGUCACAGGUCACAGGCUCACACCCUGUUCAUAUCUUGAAUGUGCCCUUGAGACAGGAUUUGUGAGGACAGGAUUUGUGAGGAAAAAGACAAUGGGGAGGUUUCCCACUUUGACCUUGCAGAGAAAUAUUUGAGGUCAAUUUGUUCAGGACCUUUUUGGUGUAGUUUCAGACAUGUGGUUUAUAUAUACAGUUAUGAACAUUUAUUAUUUUAAUAUAUGACCUUAAAAUUCUUAUAACAGUUGGAAAGAGAUGAUCUUGAAAAAGUUAGUAUUUGCAGAUGUCACUGCUGGUGACAUAAAUUUCUUCCAAAGUGAGUGCUGGUGAUUUCUGUGAGCAUGGAACACUGGAACAGGCUGACAGAGGUUCACAGGGGCUACUUUCUGAUGAGAAAGAACAUGCAGAGAUUGCUUGGUGUGUGUGUGUGUGUGUGGGUGGGUGUGUAAAGCAGCAGGUGGUGUGGAUGGGAGGAGUGUCUCCAGGUUGCGAAUGAGAUGCACAAACCUUCCCUUCCUCUUCUAGUGAGGAUCUAAGCCAGGGCUCAGCAAACUUUUUCAGCAGGAGGCUGGUCCACUGUCCCUCAGACCUUGGGGAGGCCGGAAUAUAUUUUGGGGGGGAAAUGAACAAAUUCCUAUGCCCCACAAAUAACCCAGAGAUGCAUUUUAAAUAAAAGCACACAUUCUACUCAUAUAAAAAACACUGAUUCCUGGACCGUCCGCGGGCCGGAUUGAGAAGUCGAUUGGCCUGCAUCCGGCCCCUGGGCCUUAGUUUGCCUACCAUGAUCUAGGCAGCCACAGGAAAGAUUUGGGGCAGAAUCCCUGUUCCCACAUCAAUCGCUGCAAUGUGGUUUUUAGCACUCCAUUGUUUUUUCACCCAGGGGAACAUUUAUCUUGAAUAUGGACAGAUCUGAGAUGAGUGAUGGUGGGAUGCACUCCCUUCCAGCAGUGCAGCAUCUGUUUCACAUCAGGAGAGGCAGGAUGGGAUUGGGGGGGCAUUUGCAUGAGUGCUUCAGGUGGUGGAAGGGGAGGGGACAGAAGAUGGGCAGCAGAGUGUGGGAACUGAGAUGUGCCUCCCCCCCCCCCCAGUUGUGGGAUGAGAAAGGCAAACCCUUCUUCUCCCUUCCUGGCUCUAAUGGGAGAAGACUGUGAAUCAAAGGAGAGAACGUUUUUCUCCCUCUGUCACAGCAAGCAGAACUCAUGGGUAUCCAAUGAAGCUGAAUGUAGAAAGAUUCAGGACAGGUGAGUUCCAGCAUUCUGUCAGAGCCUUGGCACCUCCUUCCCAAAGCCCGGGAAGCUUCUGCCUGGCUUGGGGGGGCAGACACGAUUCUCAUGUGUACAAUGUUGCCCCCCACAAUGGCCCUCACAAGCUGGUGCCUCUAGCCCCAACCGUUCCCUUGCAAAAAUAAUUCACCACACACCACUGCUCAAAUCCCGCUACGUUGUUUUCUUCCUGCAGGUUUUGCCUGCGAGCGCGACAGGCUCUCCUUCAGCUUCUGCCAGACGCUGCUGUUCCUGGGCAGGUGCCACCUCCCUACCGUCAGCCUCCAGUGCUGCCAGACGUGCCGUCAGCAGGGCCACGGCCCCCGGGACCGCGGGAACGAGCGGGCUUCCCGGAAGUGAGCACUCCCAUCACCUCAGGACCCUUUCAGGCGCAAAGAAGCCAGCGGUGGCCUCGAGGGAGAAAUGGCUGCCUAAGACACCUCGCGGGCUGCUUUGAAGGCAGCUCAGCCACCAUCUCUGUCCAAUUGCUCUCCUCUCCUUCCUCCCAUGGGACCUUGGCUGGUGCUGUUCACCAAGGUUGGACAGGCAUGGUGCUUUAACUCCAGUUCCUCUCACCAAACUGCCCUCAGGGCUACCCAAGUCUGCUGCCCUCCAAUGCGCAGCAGAGGAGAAUCUGCUCUGCAAGGCCACGCACUGCAUCCCACAAAAGCAAUAACUCUUGGCAUGAUCUCAGAAACAUAUCUGGUGCUAUCGUCGGGUAUAUUCAGGUUUCACUCGGUGUUGGCGGGCCAGCACGAAACUCUUGACUUGAGUGAUUUCUUUUUUUAAAAAAACAAACAAACAGGAAACACACACAAUUUUAUUUUAUUUUGUAUUUUGUAAGAACGGGCAUCCAGCAUACCUGACCAAGUCGCUUGACUGUUUGGUUGCAUUUAUUGUGACAGGGAUGCCUUUCUUCCUGGUGGUUGGUGGGAGGAGCUCAAAGCGGCAGUGAAAUGCCCCCCCAUUUCAAACUCGCUGAGCCAGCUGAUCAUCACACUUGCUCUAGCUGGGAGGACCAAAGCAUUGGGGUUAUGAGUUGUUUGGUUUUCACUCAAGUUGAACUAAAGCUAACCUCUCUGGCUUGAGUCUUUGAAUAAUAGAACUGUAGAGUUGGAAGGGACCACGAGGGUCAUUUGGUCCAACCCCCUGCAAUCUGUGGGGCUCAAACCCAGGAACUUGACAUUAAGAGUCUCAUGCUCUACCGACUGAACAAUCCUCCAUAUCUAAUGCCCUGUUCUCUGGCUCAGCAGUUCAAUAUCUGUCAGGGUGAGCUGCCCUUUCUCUCUAGGCUGCUCGCUUGGUUACCCCAAAAAAGCCCAAGACUAUCAAGAUCAGUUUCUGGUUUCCACCCCCACCCCCCUUAUGUAGCCCUGGAAGUUGGGACUGCAUUUGUAGUAUCAUAUCAAUUUCCUUAUUGUCAAGAAGGCACCUGAUUUAAGAACACUUCAUUGCUUUCUAUCGUGCACUGAUAGUCUCGUUUGGGUAUUUAGCAUGUGUUAAGCAAGGAAAAGGGAGCCUGUGGCCUUCCAAGCAUUGUUGGGACUACAUUAUCCCUGUGUCAGGAUCCUGACCAAUGGCCUUGCUGGCUGCUGUGAACUGGAGCUCAACAUCUGGGGGGAGCCCAGAGGUAGGGAUGUUGGGAAAUUCCAAUGGAUGAAGAAAUGGGUAAUACUUCCUUCUUCCUUCCAUGUCUGGAAUAGUAAUCAAUCCAGCAAGUAUGAUCAGGACUCCACUCGUUGUUUUCAGUUCACAGCAACAGUCAUGUUAUAUAUGGACAUCGUAACCAAAACCCCAUUCUUUCAGGGUGCCAAGGUGGCAUAACACCAAAAUCCUUCAGUAGUUAAGUUAUAAUUUGCCAAUGUGUUUUUUCUAGAAGUCUGAUAAGGCCUCAGCAUUCUACUUGUGUCAGGGAUACACCCUCUCUCUCUGAAAGGAUCAUUGUAGACUUUCUAUGAAUAUGGAAUUAACAUGUCAUUAUUAUUUUUUAAAUAAAAAAUACAUGGGAAACCAUCUGGCCCUGAAGAUUUAUUGUUCCUUAACUUGGAAUUUUCAUAUGGACUGAAUUUUUCUCAUCUAAAAUGGCCUUAUGUUACAGGUUUGUUUUCAUUCUAGCCAAGUAAUUUGCAAAGAAGACUGAUUUAUAUAAUUUGGCAUAAUAUUAUGUGAACUUUUGAUGAAUGCACUUGAAGUAUCUUUGUCUAUAUGACUAGAGAACAUUUCCGUACUUCUUUGAAAGCUGAUAAUGUCAAGGUUUGAUUGCCAGAUGCACAGCAUUUCUGAUGCAGAUCAAUCAAAGAUUUGGUUAUUUAGUGCAAAUAGUUUUAAAUUGUUCUCAAUGCAUGGUGGGUAACAAAUACUUUACAGUGUGAAAGCCAGUAAGUAUCAGCAGAACUAGCCGUGGAUCAGUUGCAUUAUGUCAACGCCAGACCAAGGCUGUCUUCUUGUCUCUGUCUAGGGGGAGUAACAAAACCAAUUAUUUAAGACCACAUCCAAAUUUCUUCUCUCUCCCAUGCCAGCCAUGGAAUUUCCCCAGUGAUUCAGCACAGAUACAUGGGAAUAAAAAAAACAACAACCAACUCUUUUCAAGGAGAUGUUAUGGAGGAGUAUCUUUUUAAUGUUUUUAAAAAAUGUCUGUAGCUCUCAAGUGUGUUAAAUUAAAUUGUUAU